Molecule: messenger RNA, 59552 nt
Organism: Cinara cedri
Lineage: Eukaryota; Metazoa; Arthropoda; Insecta; Hemiptera; Aphididae
Source: the annotation of a GenBank genome assembly
AUGGGGAUGGAUUCAGCCACUGGUGUAGGUGGAAAGUUUGGAAGGUAGGUACAGACGGGAAUUUAAUGUACAUCUGUAAGCAACAAUAAACCAUUGCUAACAAAACAACGAUUCUGAACGCAGUUCAAUUUAUAGUGAUACUUUGUUAACAAUAUAUAUGCAAUAUAAUAGUAAAAUAAUUAAAUAAGCUCUAUAUAUUCUCUUCAUUUUAAUGUUGUACCGAUUCUUCCAAUUUUCCUGGUUUUUCCAUAUUUUUUCCCAGUUCUUUAUAUGUGCUGAGAAAAUCGAAAAAUUACCUCUUUAAAGUACCUCUCCGAUGAAAUUUCCUUUCAGAAAAAUUGCUAUAAUUAUAAGUUAGAGCAAAAUUUCUGGUAGAAAAAUUGUCCACAGGAAAAAAAAAAUAACAAAACAAACAUCUUUGUAAAACCAUAAGCUUUUUCGCUCCAUUCAGAAUCUAAAAUCCCAAAAUUUCAAAUUUUACAUUAAUUUCACAAGAAUUUUAUUAUUUUAUGAUUCUAAAUUUAUUGAGUUGAAAUAUUUUAAAGUCCUUUAAUGUGCUCUAAAAGUGUAUUAAAUCUAUAAAGUAUGAUACAAACAUUUUCUAUAGAUUUCAAACGUUAAAACACGUAAAAGAAAAUUUUAUAUAUAAUCGUUAAAACGUGAAACACGAUUUGGUAUAAACUAGAUAUUUUUUUUGACAAAACAAUAAAAACAUGCAAAUGCAUAUUAUACUAUCUGCUCUAAUAAUAAUGAAUGGAUAACUAAUAAUUCAAAUUUUUCAUUGAAAAAAACAUUUCAGAUAUUGCUCCCCCCCCAAAAAAAAAGCAAACCAUUUUCAAUUAACUAUAAAUAAUUCAAAUCACGCAGGCAAAUUUCGUUAUGUCUAGAAAGUUCUAAUAUGUACUUAUAAGUAACCGGUGAAUAAUUUCCAUGGAUAUUUAUGGUUAUUUUUCACAGAAUUACAAGAAAAUCGAAAAUAACAGAAACCAUUAUUUUUUUUUUCCUCCGAUGUUCAAUCGUUAUUAUAAAAUAAACAAAAUAUGUAAGAAAAAUCACAAAAUAACCUUCCCAAUGUGUCCUAGAGAAAUUUGUCUACCAAAAACCACCUCUGGAGUUGAAUCGAAAGUUUGAAAAAUUGAUUACAGACAGAAAUAAAUCACGCUUCAUAAUAAAAAUAAUAAGUAAGUAAAUUCCUCGCUUCAGAAUUUAAAAUAAUUAUAGACGAGAUAGCCACAGCUGCACUAAACACGUGGUAUUGCUAAUAUUUGAUGACGCAUAUACCUAAGUGAAUGGCGAAUAAUAUUUUAUUCAUUGGCUCAAAUUUGGCAUUAUGUGAAAGUAUUAUUAUUAUCUAUUGUUAUUAUUUAUUGAAUUUCAAGUAGGUAGGUAACCUAUAAUAUUGAUUUUAACCGUGAUUAUUUGCAAUACGUACGUCAUCAGAGACAUAAUGUUGGUAAUGUUUUAUUGAUUUAAAGGAUUGAAUUAAAUUUAAAAAAAAUACUAUUGGAUACAUUGGGCACCUAUAUAUAGGUCCUUAUAAUAUCUUUAACUGAUAUAAUUUUGACAAUUGAAAACAUAAUAAUAUUAUACAAUAGUGUAGCUGAAGUAAAAACUAAAAAAUAAUAUUGUUUUUUCUCAUGUAUUAUUAUUAUCAUGGGUUAUUAUCUCUUGUGCUGUAACCAAAUAUUCAUAGUUGUUCUUUUUCCUGCAGUAGUGUGACUAGAUUUUCCUUGAAACGUAUUUAAGUAAAAUAAUUGAAAAAUCAUCUUUCAAUACAUCGGUUAAUUAUUUUAUUUACUACCUAUGUUUACCUGCCCAGUUAUAUAACCUGUACCUACAGACCUAAUUUGAAAUUGUACCUAUACCACAUACAUUCGAGUAUCUUCAUAAUAAUGACCAGUUAAGAUCGUAUUACAGCAGUGAAUACAAUUCGGAUGAGUUUUAUUAAACUUGUUAUAAAAUUAAAAUAAUUUUUGAGAGGUACCUAAAUAAUGAAACAUAAAAUAAAAAAAACAAUAAAAUCUUUAACGUCUUAAAAUACACGAUGAGUUUUCAAUAACUUUAUUUUUACACAAUUCCCCAAUCGACAAAAAAAGAUCCCAAAAUAAUAUUAUAUAUAGUAAGCAUCGAGUAGUUUUAUUGUAAAAAUACAUUAGGUAAUUGUUAUCUACAUUCUUAUAUCUAAGCUAAAUAUACUAAGUAUACUUAGCUAUAAAUAUAUAUGUGUAUAAUUUUUUAAGUCUUUUGAUUGUAUCCAGACUGUAAAGGUACUUCCUUUGUUUUCGUAUUCUUUUUCACUUCAUAUUAUCUUACAGUUACACUUAUAGUCACGUCAGCUAAAUUCUUUUCAUAAAGGUUUUCAUGUGUACAUGUCAUUGGGUUAAGAGGGUAUAUUAAUAUGUGCUAUUUGCUCACUACUCACUAGUCACAAUUAAUGGAUUCUGUGAUGUGCUCCCACUCAUGUAAGUUCUAUCUUUUUUGAACAACUCCUACUCUUGCGCCCGUUCUCAUAACGCUGGGUUAGUGCUAACCGACGGUUAAAUUUUCCGCAAGUUGGCAAUUAACUCAAGGUAAGCGCUAACGAACACUUUACAGGACAUUUUAUAAAUCAAGCAGUCUAUUUUCCAGAUGUUUUCUAGGUACUUCAUUCAUUGUCAUAUCUGGGUGGAAGUGCUUAUUCGAUCUGAAAAUAUCCAUAUUUGUGCCAUUCGUAUUUUAGAGAUGUUAUAAGUUCCGUUAUAAAAUCUAGUUUACUUGGAACUGACUGGUACUAAUGUAAUAGCUGUCUUAUAUCAUUUAUUUUGGCUGUCUUUUGGAUUAUGGCUAUAGCUGAGACGCUGACCAUGCUUUCCCUGUUAUUUUCUAUAUAGGUCUUUUUUUUUUAAAUUAAAUUAAAUUAUUUAAAAACUUGUUCUUGCCUGUAUAUAAUAGUAAACAGAGUAUCCUACAGUGUUAUCCUCAUGCUUAUUAACUCGUGUCAAUAUUCAUUUAUUUUACAUUUUUUUUUUAAUCGUGUUUUGUACAAGAAGACACAUAAUAUGUAGAGAAAAAUUAAAUUUUUAUUGUCAUCCUUUAAUUACUGAAAAAAAUGACUGACAUUUUCAAAAUAACUAAUUCUGUAAAAUAUAAUGUUCUAAAAAGUUUAAUGUAUCAUACAUUAUUCAUAUCUGACUAAUCAUUUUUUAGUUAGUGGCUUUAAUGUAUAGAAAAUAAGCAUGAAAAGAAUUAAUAUUCAAUAGAAAAUAAGGAAUUAUCGUGUAAAUUGUGAUUCCUUAUUUUGUAACGUAUUGAAAAUUAAUUUUUUUUUAUGCCAAUUUUCUAGAAAUUAUAGCUAUUGAUAUGUUCAUCAGAUAUGUUUAUGUUACAUUCAAAUUUUUAGAAUAAUAUCUUUUACGAAAUGGCUGUUUUGAAAAUUUUGAAAAGUAAUAAAAUAAAAAGCUAUUUUUUUCCCACAACUAAGGAUGAAAAUAAAAAAUUAAUUUUUCUCUACAUAUGUGUCCCUUUGAACAAAUCUUGAUUGAAAAAAGACUUCCUAUAAAUUUGGGAUAGGGUGCAGCCACUGGUAUAGGUAAUUAAAUGUACAUCUGUCAGCAACAAUAAACCAUUGCCAACAAAAGAUUGAUUCUUCGCUCAGUUCAGUUGAUAGUGAUGCUUAAUCAACAAUAUAUAUAUGUUAUAUAAUGGUAAAAUAAUUGAACAGGUAUUAAAUAUUUUCUUUAAUAAUAUUUGUUUAAUAUUAUAACGAUUUUCCCAUUUUUCCCGGUUUUUCACAUUUGCUGGGAGAUCUCUUGAGAAAAACGAAAAGUGACAUCAUUAAAGUACCUCCCCAGUGAGAUUUUCUUCCAGGAAAAUGUCUAUCAUUAAAAGUCGGAGCAAGAUUGCUGGUAGAAAAGUUGUCUGCAGAAAAAAAAAUCGUAAUAUUUUACCUACCGAAUAAAAAUUACAUACAAAACUCGCAAAAUUAAAAUGUUUAUAAAUAGCUAAAAAAAAAUGGCAAAAAUGAUUCGAAAAUUUGACCAUAUCUAGAAAAGGAAAAUAUAAGUUUUCUGUCUACAUUUCAAGUCCUUACGAAUAUUUUUAAUUGAAUUACAACAAACAACAAAAUUAAAAAAUAAUGAAAGCAUUAUUUUCGUAAAUUUCCCGUGUUUCUUACGUUUUAACCAUCUGGACAACAUUGCCUUUCAAAACUGGUACCGCACGUAUAUAUCUGAGUAAGACUUCUGGUAGAAUUUUUGUACAUAGUUUAAAAAAAAAAUAAAAAAAUAAACAUCUUAGUAAAACCAAUACAUUCUUCACUACACUCAAAACCAAAAAAAAAUAAAAUAAUAUUUACAGAAUUAUUAGUAUAAGGAUAACACUUUAGGACCUGAACAUACCUAUCGAACAAUAGUUAUUUCAAGUAUCAGAUCAACGUGGGACACCUAUAAUGUAAUUUUAUUUUGUACCUAUGUUCAUUUUUUUAUAUAUUAUUUCUUCAAUAGUAAUAUUAUAAUUAUAAUUUUGUUACUUACUCAUAUUUUUACAAAUCUGUUGGAAUAUCGAGUUCUAUAAAUUAACAAAAUCGAAUUAUCACCGAUAUUUUUUUCAUAUUAAACCUAUACUUUUGAAUAUCGAUCGAUAGUCGAGUUAGAUGAAACCCAUUGUUUUUUUUUUCUUUUUGUUAUACAAAAUUAAAAACCUUUUUAUAUGCUAAAAUACCAUCGUUGCGUAUCCAGGGGGUAGGCCUGACCCAUGUUUUUACGGUUCUAUUGGAAGUACCGUAUAUAGGGCGUGCAGAGUGAAGGGUAAACCUUUAUGAUGUGCCACUGAACCCGAACUGGUGACCUUCACUUAUAGAAUUGCGCGUAUAUUCGAUUUUUAAUAAAUGUAACAAUAAAGAUAUUUUCAUAAAACAUAUACCUGUAGUAUAAAAUUUAAAUUACAAUCAUAUUCAAGUUGAAUAUGUCGAAAAUUUGUUUAAAAUUAAAUUUCUACUGGCAUUGUUAUAUUAUUAUUAUUAUUAUUAUUCAUAUUGACCAUUUUUCUAAUACGUUUUGUAUACAGAAAAUCAAUGUUGUUUAAUUGAUUUAUUAAUUUUUUUAUAGCGUUACUUUUUUCUUUUUUUUUAUAUUAUAAUAAUAUCAAUAUGCUUUUUGCGUAUUUAGCAGCCAAGCAAUCCCAGCAUUUACCCUUCACUACCAUUUACAUUCUAACUGUUAAAAUAACUUGUUAAAUUAAAUGUUACAACUAUUAAAACAAAUUCUGUGUGCGAUUUUGAACAUAUUUAAAAAAAUGUUUUACAGAAACAAUAUGUGUGGCUUGCUGCAGAAAGAAUUUUAUAUACCUAAUUGUAAAUACUUUUCCUUUCGGGAGAACGUAUCGUAUGCGUAAUAAUUUUGUACCUAACCAAAUUUUCUAUUGGGCUAGACAUUACUGUUGUAAGUACCUAUAUUUUUUUUUUAAACAAAAACAAUGCCUGAAUAUUAUUAUUAUUUUUAAUUGUCCAUUUAAUAUAACAUCCGAACUUUUUUAUAAUAAUACAUUUGAGUUUAUAAACAAGAAAAAAGCUAGAGAAUUAUUCUGUAGUCCUUAUCUGUUUAUAAUAUAUUAUCCUACCUGCGUUACUUAAUACCCGUAUAAAAUAAAAAAAGAAAACACACAAAUAGUAUCGAGAUGUUUUCCAUUUCAUUUAUUUUGGUACGAAGUCCAUAAUAUUAAACUUUCAAUAAAUAACAAUAAGAAUACGUAACACCAAGGUAACCCUUGAAUAAACAAAAAUAAAUAAGCAAUUAGAUAUUCAUAUCAAAUAUACCUAAAAAAACCUCUAGUUUACUCCUUAGGUGUUGAAUUUUUAAAAAUCCUUUCGUAGAGAAUGCCUUCGUCACAAUAUCUAUCUGUGUGCUGAAUUUCAGUUAGAUCCGUCCAGUGGUUUGUGCUCGGCGAUGAUGAAUCAGUCAGUCAGGACAUGCUAUUUUAUAUAUAGAGAUAAUUAUACAAAUAAUAAUUAUGUCGAAAACUGUAUUAUCAAAAUUAUUUAGUACUUCAAAAAAAACCUUCAUCUACUCGAGUAGCAAACAAAUUGUCAUUUGAUUUUCUUUUAUUAAAUAUUAAUGGAUUAUACAUUUUAUCUUCUUUUUUCUGCAGUAGAAAAGUAAUUAUUUUAUUAUUAUUAAUGAUAAUUUUCUCGAAGUUCAAAGUUCGUUAGCAUAAAAACAAUUAUUAAAAUUGAAAAUUAAACAUAAAGAAACACGUCCGAACACUACAUAAAAUUAAUUGAAUGAAAUGAAAUUAACGAUUAUAACUCUAACCACAAAGCAUAGUUGCAUUUAGGAAACCAGUCGGUGCGCAGAGUUCAUUAGUUCAUAGUUGUGACUAGUGGCUGCUUUCAGUUGUUGCGUGGAGUUGCAGAUAGAAAACCGCACUAUUUCGAUUUUUUUUUUUUUUUGUUUAUGAACAACUUUUCUACAAGAAAUCUUACUGCAAUUUUCAAGUGUAAAAGUUUUCUUUUUCUGAAAGGAAGUUUAUACUCAAUAUCUGGGUGAUACUUUAAGAGGUCAAUUUUUUGAUUUUUCAAGCGAUGUUCAUAAUAAUAGGGAAAUAAUGCAGAAAAAAGGGAAAAUUUAUGAAAUUUUUUUUAUUUGUUGUGAUUUAGUUAAACAUAUAUGUAGAUCCUUUAAGUUUGGACAGAAAUUUUAUAUUUGUCUCUUCUAGACGUGAUACAAUUUUCAAAACAUUUGAGCCAUUUUAAAGCUUUUUUACGUUAUUUUUAUUUGGUAGAUAAUCUGUGGAUAAAAUUAUUAGACCAAAUAGAAAUGCUUGACAAUUUAAUAAGUAGUUCAUAAGUCAUACUUUGUGGUAAAAAAUAAAAUUGAGUGUAAUGUAGAAUUUUUGUUCAUAAGUAUUUUAAUAUUUUAAUAAUUUUUAUAAAAAUCGUAGAAAUUAAAGAGAAAUUUAUUAUGGUUCUACCUAUAAUUAUCAGAUUGUAUUCUAUGUAGAAAAACGAAAUUUAUAUAAUACUAUAUCAUUAGAUAUGUGAGAAAUUUUUUAAACGUCCGUCUAAAAUAGAUAACAAUAUAUUUCUGGUAGGUAGUUAUGUAUCAUGCAUGUAAGUUAAUCGUAGAUUUUUUCGAAAAUAAAAUUUAAAAAUCGAAAUACGAAAACUUGUAUGAAUCAAUUUUAAGUUCCUGUGGAUUUUGGAAGACUUUAAACCACUCAAGGGUUGAAGUAGCACACACAAAGAAGAAUCUUGUGCGGUGAAAAAUAGUAGAAACUAAAGAAUGAGAAUGUGAAGACGUACAAGACGACCAACAUUUAAUGCAGUGUAAAAUAACAAACAUAAAUUGCUAGAAAAGCGUGGUCUUCAUUGACCCUAAUAAGGAAAUACCCAAAUUAAUCGAUAACUGGUUUUAAAAUAAAUUUGACGCCAACUUAAAUAACUUAAAUAAUGGACAAGAAAAAGAUAUAGAAGUAAAAACAAAUAUGUGUAAUUCUUUAUAUUCACGAUCAAAUUAUCGUAACUUAACCUAAUCUAACUUACUAUAAUUAUUGGUAUUUCAUUAAAAUUAAAAAUAUAGACGUUUAUUUUGACUCCGUAUAUCAUACUAGAAACUAUCAUAUUAUGUUUACAUAUUAUUCAUAAUAUAUUCCGCUAAACCAAAUAUUAUUCUAUACUCAUUUUGUAUAAUAUUAUGCACGUUAUAAUUUAAAUAGCACAUCAAGAUCAAUAUUAUAAAAGUUUUAGGAAACAUUUAUUUACCUAAACCGUUAAAACAACUGAGAUUUAUAAUAUUCAGCUUUUCAAUGAAAUUGCUAUUUACAUAAAUGUACAGAGUAAAUUAAAAAAUAUACAUUGCCAAAGUUAUAUUAUAGGUAAUGGUGUACCCUGCACGAUUGUUCAAUAACUAAACUAAACACAGUAUAAAUUAAAACUGUAACACAAUAUAAUAAUGCGAGUAAAAUUAUAUACAUACAUUUAUUGCUUAAACCUUUUCCUUAAAGUUGUUUUGCGAAAUACAUAAUUUUGUAAAAUGCACAUGAAGUCGAGUGCACAACGCAUGUAUUAUGUAUAGAAUGAUUAUCAAUUAAUCAUCUAAAAAUGGCUAUGGAGUUCAUUGUCUUUACCUGCUCCCUGCAGUCUAAAUUUUAAACUGUUGUAACUCAUAAACGGUAAAUCCGAUAUUAUAGUGUUGUGCGUGUUAACUAUUUUAGAAAAAAAAUGCUCAUUUCGGGUUGGUGAUUAAAAUGAAGGUUUCUAUUUGAAAGUCAAAUGAGUAUGUAUAGGUGUAAGGAGUAGUAGUAAAACACCGAAAAUGGAUUAAAAAAUAAAUAUAUGAAUAAAAAAUGUAUGUAUGAAAAUAAAAAUCAAAUAAAUAAACUAAUGAAUGCAUCGCCUGGAGUAUUAUAUGACCGGUUUCGAAUUAAAAAUUCAUCAUCAGGUACAUCACAGUCAAAGCGAAACGCGACUAAAAAAUUAAAUGAAGGAACAAAUAGAAAAAAAUAUGUACGAAUUGGUCGACUGUGAUAUACCUGAUGAUGAAUUUUUAAUUCAAAACCGGUCGUAUAAUACUCCAGGCGUAAUUAAUUAAUUUUAUUUUUAUUUGUUUAUUUAUUAAAUUUAUUUACGAGUAUUAAACGUGUUAAUAAUUUUGUUUUUAAUUUAUUAUUUUAUUAUAAAAAUUAAAUCUUCAAAAAAUCCUAUGAUGAUUGAAAAUACAGUAAAAGUAAAAUUCACUUAAAAUCCUCAGAAGAAAAUCGCUGAUUCAUGAUAGGUAAGUGGUAUAACUAUUUAUGUAUGAAAAUAUUAUAAGACCUGAGGUCCUGUGAGUCUUAUACUCGGUUUACACGUGUUAUAGACAGAUAACGUUGACCAGGAAUUUUUCCCAAGUUGCGUUAAAAUAAAAAAGAAAUAAAAGAUGUAUAAUUUAUAUACGUAUAUACAGGGAUGGCAUUAAGGGUGGACGACCAAGGCGCUUGCUGUAAGAAGGAGGGGUGCCUCAAGGAUAAUAACCGUCCUCGAUUAAUUGGAGGGAGGACGCAAAAACAUGGUUCUACCUAGGGCACCAGCAUGUGUAACGCCAGUGUAAUCGGGAUUAUUUACCCCCGGUAAAAUUUCACUAGAGAUAAUUUAUCGUAGGGUACAAUUUCACGAUGGUUUUAGAUUCUGAAUGGGGCGAAGAAGCUAAUGGUUUUAAAAAGAAAUUUUUUUUUUAUCUGUUUGCAAUUAUUAUAAAGAUUUUCUUGGAUUUCUACAUGUAGCAAUUUUUCUGAAAGAAAAUCGGCGUAGGGAGGUACUUUAAGGAGGUCAUUUUUUGAAUUUUUCAAGAGUUUUUCUAAUAAAUGUGAAAAACCGGAAUAAAACAUGGGAAAACUGGGAAAAUCGGUACAACAUUAAACUAAUAUUAUUAAAAAAAAAAAUAUAAAGCCUAUAUAAAUAAUUUUACUAUAAAAUGAUGUUUAUAUUGUUAACAAAGCAUCACUAUCAACUUAAUUCCACUCAGAAUAUUGAACUUUACUAUAAUUAUUUUUAAAACCUUUUGACACCUUAAUAGGACUUGUAGGCUGUACAUUCUGUACAAGAAAAAUAAGUUAAAUUAAAUAAAUAAUGUAAAUAAGUAUAUAAUUAUAUUAUUAUAAAUUUGUUUGUUAACAGUUAAAUUAUUCAUAACUGUUUGUGUAUAAAUAAAUAAAUUAAAAUAAUGAUAAUGUUUGUGUGGAAAAAUAAUUCCUAUGAAAUUAUUUUACCCUAAUAUGAUAUAUAUUAUAUAUGAUGUUGGCAAAGCAACACUAUCAACUGAACUCCACUUGGGAUCGUUUUUUCGUUACAUAUAUCAGUAAAACUAUGCAGAAUGAAAUUAUACGUCCACAGUAAAUUAACAAUGGAUAAUAUUAUAAACACAGUAAAGCCCUCUCCAUAUUAUACUAACAUAUAUUUAACGAAAUAACAGAUAAUGAAAAUUAUUUCAAAAAAAUAAUAAGUGAAAUUUUACCGGUGGGGGAGGGGAGGCGGUAAAUUUUGGCUAGUGAUGUUUUACUCUCGAAAAUUUUACCGGGGGAAGUAAAAUUUCACCUGGUAAAUAAUCGUGGGUACACCGGUACUGUAUAUAUAUUAUUCAUAAUUUAGCUGCUAAGAAACAUUAUUUUUUAUUUUUAAAACUUAUAAUAUAGAGGUGUAUGAUACAUUGAUAUUAUAAUAUUAUUAUUCGUCUUUAUUUAGUAGCGUAGGUAUAAGCUACUUUAUGCAUUUGUGCGUGUCUAUCUUUAUUCUCUACAUACGUAUACGCUUUAUCUCACUUACGGUUGCGAAUUUUGGAAUGAGGUUUUCACUAGAUGAUUAACCUAACUUAAUCUUGCUAUUGAUUUUCAGUACAAUCGGUGAAAAACAAGAAUUGUUUUACUCAUCCCGGAGAUUAUUUUCCAAAUAUUUGAUAUAUUCAAUAUUCAAUAUCGAUUUAAACUUACCUUACAAUGAUUCAAAAACAAAAAUGUCUCGUUAAUUUUUGUGUAAGAUUAUGUACUAUAUUAAUGAAAAAUAAAUAAUUCCACUUAGCGCGUUUUUCGUUACUCAUCAAAAAUACAUCACGCUCAUAAACUGCACCUCUCCGUUGUAAUCUCGCUCAAAUGUGAUAAUAAUUGCAUUAUUUCGACGAUAUUUUCCAUCUAUUUUUUAUUUUUUUUUUCAUCCGUAAAUAACAUAACAAUAUAAUAUAUUGCAUGUAUAACAUAAAAAAUAAUAACAAUAAUACGAACAGUCGCGAGGCGUGUAAAAUGCAGCCACUGAACGGCGUUCACGUUUCAAAUUUAAAUCCCGCGCCCAUCUGCUUUUUAUUUUUUUGUUAUGAUUUUUUUUUUUCACAAUAUUUCAUAUACCAAACAUACGCGUGUAUUACAUUGUAUUGUACGGAUACAGGUAUUACACUGGUCGUUCGAUACCAUCCGAUCCCACGGUGCCAGGUGACAGGACGUGUGUAGGUAUAGCUAUGCAUCCAUUUUUCAGAUUCGUCGUAUUAAAACAUUAUUACAACAUGGACCACCACUGGGGUCAUGAAAUUUGUUUUUUUUUUUUCGUCGCGUUUUUGAUGUUCACAAGUAUUGUUGUUGCGUGAUGCUUGCGUAUAUAAUAAUAGAGUGUUGCUCUCCAAUCGUUCGUUAAAACAAUCCACGACAAUCACGUGCAGCAUAGCGAUAAUAAUUCAUCUCAUCAACACACGGCCACUCGAUCAAUGCCGAUAAUAGAUCACAAUAGUGUCUAAAUUGACAACGUCGGCGGCGGUUGGGCCCAGACGCGAGAUUAUUAUUUAGAGAAAAAAAAAUACACGCUCAUAAUGAUAUAACAUACGACGUGUUUGCGUGUACAGGGUGAUCCUUUAGAGUUUAAACUCUGAGCGGAGAGUGCGAAGGACGACUAUUGGAUUUAAAAAAUAUGCGUGUGUGCAGUGGCAAACGCAAAUAGGGGGGGGGGGGCAAAGGUAGUCGGGUGUUCAAACUUUAUGACGAAACAUAAAUUGUUAUUUAAUUUAUAAAUAAUAUAUAUUUUAUUUGCAGCAAUACAAAGGUCAAAAUGUAAUUGACAUUUUUCGUGUUACCCCACCCCGAUAUUUUCCCUGCGUUUGUCACUGUGUAUACGUUUUUUUUUAUGCCUGCUACCACAUUUUCGAUUCUAAUAAAAAUCACACGUAAAUUCACGCUGCUCUUUCGUUUUCCGCCAGACGGUACGUGACUGUUCGACAAUUCUUACUAUAGAUUCUCAACGGUUCCCAAAAUCAACAAAAACACCAAAAAAAAAAAAAAAAACCGAGCCGAUCGAAACAAGUCGAGUGGGCAUGAAAAAUACAUCACUCUGUAUAUUAUGUAUAGGUCGGUAUAAUAUGUCAACAACACGUGCACACGUGACUGCUGCCGAGCAGUGCAACAGAGCAGCUACCAAUAUACACCUAAUGUAGCUGUUGUAAGCCCGUAAAUUAUAUUCCGUCGGAAAUAAUGGUCUUUCGUCUGCCCGGUAGUUGCUGUCGUUAAUUAGGACCCCCCGUGUAGGUCAGUCCGUCGUAUAUACUGUACAGGUGACGGCGUAAAAUCGACAAAUCGAAACGGACGUGUACAGUAUUAUUAUAAUAAUAUUAUUUAUACGCCACGCUCAAUAUGGCGUUUAUGUGAGUUUUUUUUUUUCAGAGAUCAAAGUCAAGUUGACUUUAUACAACUUGACAUUAUUUUUUCCUCUAAACGAAUUUUUUUUAAAAAACCGGUGUUUUAAAAACGUCCGCGGAAUAAAAAAAAUCCCGAUUUUAUUAAAGAUUAUCGAACCGUACGAAUUUCAACCGCAUCGUUUUUUAAACUUCAGAUAAUAUUACGAUUUUCAAUACCAAGUCGUAGUUCGAAACGAUACCGAUGUGCGUAGGUACAUGAUCCCAAAACUCGACAGUUUGAAUAAAUAUUGUCGAAUCUUGUACCAAAAUUCAACGUCACCCGCCUUAUGACCUGUCAACGAAAUUCCCAUCGGAUUUAACGUUUGUUUUACUGAUUUCACGAUUGUUUUAUAUCUUAUCAGUUUUUGUUAAUAUUAUUUAUUUAUUUUUUAUUACAAUUAUUAUAACAUUACGAUUACGUUCCGAUAUAUAAUUAUUCAACGUAAUCUAAAUAUGUUGGUACACCUAUACGACGCUAACCAACAACAUCUCAUUAGAUCGAACCAUAUGUAAGAUUUGGCUUUGGAUGGCGGAAUCGAAUUUUGAAAUUGUUACGUACAACGUGUAAGUAGCUUAUAAUUCAAUCUGCCUUACAAUCGGUUUAUAUUAAAUUUCAUAUUAAAGUAAUUUAUUAUUAUUAGUUUAUUUGCUGUUGCAUUAAUCUAUCCAUUUUCGUAUAUUAUAGUGUUUCGGGUAGGUUUCGUUUUGAAUAAGAAAAUGUUUACGUUCGGGAUGGUAUUUUUUCAUAUAUUUAUUAGGAACCGGCGUAUUUUAGAUUUUGCCGACUAAAAGGUAUCGACUAAAAAAUUCGUAGUUUUAUGAGCAAUAGAUAAUAAAAAGAAAAAAAAAAACGAAGUGGAAAUCACCCAAAUAUCUCUCCCCGCCCCCCCCCCUUUUAAAUAUGCCACUGGAUCCGUUGCCGUUAAGUUUUGUACAUUGAAAGUCGCCUUCCUAUACGGUUAUAAAUAUUCUCAGCCGAAAUGACCUUGUCUGUUUUUGUUUUUCGUUUCGCUCUUGUAUUCGGCCGAGUAUAAAGUCCAUCCGGAGACCGGCCAGGACCAGCCGCCGUUCCGUCCCCGCCCCCUCGGGGCCCUAUCCUCCCGGCACCACUCCACGACCCCGGUGUCCGUACAGCUUCGCCCGCGACCCGCGACAGUGACUCGGCGAGCGGUCAAGCGUACGCGGUUUUCGCGCGUCGUCUACGCGAUCGCCGUCGUCGUCAAUUGUCGCGGUCGCCGCGUCGUUCCGAAAGUUCCGGCGGCGUGCGUUUCCCGCGCGCGCUUUUCCGAUCGAUAUUGCGUUUUGUUUCCCGCCGUCGCUAGCACUCGUUGUCGGCGGCCGUCCCUCCGCGCCGCGGUCGCCGCGGCGUCCCGUUCGGCGGCCGCGGACCGGGGAACGCGCGCGCGGCGCGGAGAAGUGAAAAAACACGCACGCCGCGCACAGACGCACGCACACACACGCACACGCACACACACACACGGCCGCGCGCAGACGGCGGCGUAUAUAUCGCGCGAAAUCUUUCGCUACCGUAAUCAGUACUUCCUUGACCGCCCACGCAGCAACAGCACCGCCGCAGCCGACGCCUCCUCCGCCCGCAGCCGAACGGCACCGUGAUCCGCGCGGUUUCCCGCGGUAAGUUCACAAUCGCUACUAUGUACCAUACCAAUAUUAUAGUUGUUAUCACGCCGCGUGACGUUACAUAUUAUAAUAAUAUCGUCGUGCAUUUUUUCGGAUUUUUUUUUUUAUUACUACCGUUAUUUUUCGCCCGUAAUACAACAAUGUUACAGUAAUGCGUACAUAGUACCUGUUAUUACCUGCGGCGCUCGCGGUGCGCGCCGAUAUUAUUCAUUAUCUCACGAUUUGUAUGCCUAAAAUAAUGAUUAUCAUUAUCUCGUAGCGUAGUACUCGACACCAGCUGUAAUAGGUAUACCGCGAUUUAUUACACCGGACAGAAUAUUGUUUUGGCGUGUUCGUAUAAAAUGUUCGUUGGGUUUUUUUUUUUCAUAUACGCGUGUAAAAUCAUCCCGUCGUCGUCGGGGCUAAUUUUUCGUUACGUUUAAACGCGGGCGACCGUUAAACCGCUCAGACGACGGUCGCACAUCACAUGUAUACGCACCCCAGUCGUGUUUAUUUCAAAACGACAUUUAUUUUAUUGGACAAAACCCGUAUUUUAUCCCGCGCCUUAAGUACCGACGAGUUUCUACGCUAUUGCGUCUUAAGCGUAUUUCGGUGGCUAUAUAUUAAGUGCCUAUAUUCGUCUAAACGAAUCGCUUAAAAAUGUUCGAGAAGUCGACUCUAUACAAUUUCGCUUGACUACGUUUUAAAUUGCGAUAAAAAAAAAAAAAAUAACAAACAAACAAAUCUUUUAUAUACGUAGGUAGCCAAUUCAUCGAAUUUAAUAAUUUUUAAAGUACCUAUAUAGGAAUUUGGAAACGUCCGAAUACAAUUGUUCUUCAAUCGUGAAUAAGAUAGUUAACAUCAUCGUAAUAAUGCGUUCACGCGUCAAACUUCUGAAUGUUAUACACUUCUAAUAAUAAUAAUAAUAAUAUAACAUAGUUCAUUAUGUUCGAUUCUUUACUCCGCAAUGAAUAUUUAUAAAUUACUAUUCGACUCUAUUAUAACCGAAACGUACCUACGGUUUUUAUACGCGAACAACGGUUUUUUGUUGUUUUUUUUUUUUCAAAUUUCGUGUAUAGAAAUACGUAUAAUAUAUUGUUAUUAUAUAUGUUUAAAAAAUUUUAAAUUAAUAUAAUAUUGUUAUGUGUAGACAUUGCUCGUUUUGAGCAGAUAUGUAUAUCUAACGAAAAAACAUUUUAUAAUACACACGGUAGGACAGUACUUACUCGUACAAAAGUAGUAAUAAUAAUUAUUAUUGAUAAAGUAAAUUUCGAAUAAAUUACUUAUACCUACAAUAUUAUUGAUUUUGUACAGAUAACCUAAGAUAUUAUUAUCAUCAUUAACCAUUGAUUAGUUAUACAUAUUUAUAUUAUUAAUAUAAACAAUAAUAUUAUAAUAAAAACAUUAAUAAUAAUUCUUAGAACUGUGGGAUGUUAAAAAUAACCGAUAAAUCGUAUAUACGUAAUAAAUACUACGGGGACUUAAACUCCAACCCCUUCCAACAAAUAUUUGGGCUAUUUGCAUGUACAUGCUGGUGUCGAUUUGUUUCCCCUUAUAGUAUAUAACUUGAUCGUUUAUAAAUUUAAGAGCGAGUCUCUCGUCGACCAUUAUCAACAGUAAGAACAAUAGUUAUUAUAAGUAAUAAUAUGUUCACGCAAAAUAGAUAUAAGUAUAUUUUGUAAAACGAAAUGUAACAAAUAUUUAGAAGAUUUUUGAGUUAUCGGUCCGAAAAAAGACAAUAAGACAAUAAGGAUUUUUUAAAAAAAAAAAAAAAAAACGUAUUUUUGUUUUCACGAUUUUGACCUAAUCCAUUUAUCUAUAUACAUCAAAAGUAGUUUUCGAUAGUAAUUUGUUCUGUUAUACGCAACCAUUAUAUUUUCAAACGAAUUUCAAUUGAAAAACUAAUCUGUUCAAUCAGUGGCGCAGCUAACAUAGGACAAAAUGGGGUAGUACCCCGGGGCCCCAGAUCUCGGAGGGUCUCGGACAAUUCUGAAAUUACUUCCUUAGAAUAAUUGCAAAUUUUGAUGUAUUUAAUAAUGAAUGUUUUAAAUCUUACGCGGUAAUUCCAGUCACAAUCAGUAUUUAAGUACCUAAAACAAUAGUGCACACAACAAUAUGCAAUUAACGGUGUUCAUCCUACUGAUAGUUAUAAUUUGUAUAGUAUAUUAAACUGGAUUUCUUUUUGCUUUGUUUAUUUAUUAAUUAUCUGUUUAUUAUUUUCAUUUGUGGUUUCAUAGUAAGCAUUUUCACCUAAAAAUUCAAUGUAACGUGUAUAGGUAUAUUUCGAAUUUUCAUAAUGAUCAUAUUAGUUCGAGGGCCUUGUUUUUUAAUCGCACCGGGGCCCUUUUCCAUCUAGCUACGCCACUGUGAGAUCAAUGUUCUUCUUAGUGUGUAUCUUGCGUAUCCCAAGAAGUUAAUAGUAGGCAGUAAACGAUAACGAAUUCUAUAGAUGCUAUAGAUACCUAAAUACCGGAUUCUGAAAUCCUAAAAGCUAUACUCUACUAAUUAAAGCCCGUUGUUAAUAUUAUAUAGGUUAUAAUUAAUCUAAUUAAAAUAAACACGUGGCUCUGUAGUUUUAAGUUUAAUUAAUCAAAACGACUAGGCACUAAUUUAUUUAAAAAAAAUAAAACUGAUUUCCGCUUAUAUGAUAUGAAAUUAUCAGUGCUUUUAAUAUAAUAUAUUGACCGAUUUUAAACGAUCUCGAAAAACGCCUUUGAAUAUUAUAGGGACAGCGCGUAUUACUCGGAUGGUAACUCGAAAUAUUUCAACCAGAUAGACUCAGAUUAAAAUGCAUUAAUUUUUUUUAAGAAGAUAAUCGGAGACCAAUACUUACAUACCCUCUUACAUAUUUUGUGAUUUGAUGAGCCUAUUUUUAAAAUUUUUACCUUCACGGUAUGCGCGAAAAUUCAUAUUUUUUAAUCAACUUUAGGUGAUCGGUCUAAUGAUCCGAAUUAAUUGUUUUGGUGGGAAAAAAUGAAUUGGACAGAGUUGCUUGAGAAAAGAAAUAGGACUAUUCGAACCUGGUGGGUUCCAAAAACGUAUGUUUCUGUUUACGAUAAAUUUAAGUUUUAUUGUGCGCGAACGACCGCCGCAAAAAUUCAAGUUUUGAAAAUUGGGUCAAAAUGUUAAUUUUUGGUUUCACUUCGGGGGUGGGGCCGCUAAAAAAAACCCCAUUUUCGUCUAUGUGCGGCUAAAAUAUUUCACGUUCGUUAUCAUUUGAGCGAAACGCAUCACACUGUAUAAGAGAACGGUGGCGCUGGUCUGUAUAUCGGCAACUGUUUAAACAGAAUAUGUGUUCAAAUCGUGAAAUUAUUUUAAUGUUUUGUAUGCUGUAUAUAAUACACGCGGAAAUAUUACACAUAUAUACACGAGAUGAUGUAUAAUUAUUCAACAAACGUGAAAAAAUACAAUACCGUACUCACGUUAUACAUAUACAUAUGUAAUUUAUAUGAAAUUUGCAUACCUAACGUUGAAGCGAAUGAAACUGAAUAUAAUCCCUAAAAAAAUAUUAAAUUUAAAAAAAAAGAAGAAAAACGCUCGACUAAUCCGCGGCGUUGGUUUAGCAGCGGUGGUGUUUCAAUUAUAAUAUUGUAUUACAGCGCGGAAGGUAUACAAAUGAUAUUAUUUAUCAGUAAGCUUUUUUUUAUAAUAUAUUUAAUUAGUAAUAUAAUAAUUAUGAUAUUUUACGUACUCGGUUAUUUUAAAUUUAACAUUUUAUAUUAUUAUUUUUUUUUGUUUUCUAACGGGCAAUAUCUUAAAACCUACAACAGUUUUCAUAAGUUUUCAUAAGAAAUUAUAUUUAUCUAUACUUUUCAAAAGUAAUAGAAUUACAAUGUUUCACUAAUUGUUACCUUUCUAAAACCUAAUGGCAUUAUUACACACAACAUUAUAUUUACUUCAAAAUGUAUAUGUAAUUAAUAGUUACUAGGUAAUAGAUACUAUAUUUAUUUCUGAAAGUAUUAUUUCCAUUGUUUUGAUGAAAUCCAUUUUUUAUUUUAAGUUUUAACAGUUAUAAAUAUUUGUCAAACCAAUUAAAAAUAGAUAAUUCGUAGUUUUUAAAGUAAAUCUGCUGUCGAAAUUAUUGUUAACAAUAGUAACGAUGAGUAAAAAAAUUGUAAUUACAUUACGCAAUUAAAGCGAUGCACGUUACGCUUCAUUAAUCACGAAACUGCUCAAAACCUAUAAAGGCGGUGGACGUUGUAAUUUUUUCAUAAUAUAUAGAAUAUUUGUACAGCUUAACUGAAUAUCUGAUCAUUAUAUUAUACGGUUUUCAUGCCAAGGUCUAACGUAAUAAACGAUUUUUUUCUUAUUCUUCUUGUUCAGCUUGCUGGUCGGUUGUGGACCAUUGAUGCCAUCUGCAUGAAACCUAGUCCCAUCUCUCUCUCUGCUGUACCUACGCCAGGUCAAAAGUCGCGUUCUCUUCAAUGUCUUUUGUAUUAUGAGCGAUAAUGCGUACAUCCACCCAGCGGGUCUUGGGUCAUCCUAAUGGUCGUUUUCUGUUCAUUUUACUUAUCAAUACUUCUUUUAUUAACUUAGCGUUAGCUUUCCAAACAUGUCCGCACCAUUAAGAUAGAAUAUUUUUUAGUUCUCGCAAGUCUUGAUUAUUUUCUUCUCUCGUGUAGGUCUGCGACUUUGUUUUAUAUUUUGGGUCAUAUAUUUCACAAUACCUUUUUUUCAAAAGUAAUCAGCCAUCUCGUAUUUGUUCGACCCGGUUUUGUUCGCGUAUACCUACAACUACUGGUCGAUACAUUACAAUUUCAGUGUUUUUUUUUUUUUUUAAUAGGUAUUAUCUAAAUGUUAUUUUCUGUUGGUUUUUUACAAUACUAUCGAAAUAUAUAAUAUAUCAAGUAUACCUAUCUAAGCAUUUCGGGUUUCUUGUCUCGCUUUUUAGAAGAAUAUGCUAAAAAGAUAUGAAUCAACAAUAAUAUAAUUAUAUACGUUUUAGAUUUUGAAAUGUAAAUAUAAUUUUAUUGCAUGAUGUAGUGUUUUAUUUUUUUUAUGUGUCUGUAAACAUGUUUAAUAUCCCAAAUCUUUCUCCAACUAAAAACGUUAUAAAAACUUUCUUGUAGUAUUUUUGAAUUAGUUGGUGCUGUGAGAAUGUAGUUUUUUAAUUUUCUUUGAAGUUUUAUAAAUAAACCGGAAAAACUAACAAUUAUUGGUAUUACUUUUGCUGAUUUCUGGUUAAUCAUACUAAUUACUACCUACAGUGUAAUGUAGGUAGAUCCUAUACGACUAAUACUAUUUUGCUCAGAAUCGUUUUUCGUUAGCAAUAGUUUAUCGGUGGUUCAUCGGUGCAUACAGAUAUAAAUCAAAUUAUCUAUCUUAAUAGUUAUUAAUAAGUAAAUAAUAAAUAAUAAUAAAUAUAUAAUAAUAUAAUAAUAAUAAAUUAAUAAAUAAUAAUUAUCUAUCUAUAUUAAUCUAUGUAUCUCCCUUUCCGACUUCUCUCCAAAAACAGUGACACACCCAAGUAUCAACCUUUUUAUAUUUCAAACCAUUUUCAAAUAUUGAACAUCCUAUAUAUAUAUAUAUACUAUAUUAUAUGCCUAUAUAAUAAUAAAAUAUCUCUCUUCCUAUGAAUUUUGUAUUGAUAUUAAUAUUUGAUAUGCAAGUUUUAUAGGUAGUAUUUCGUUAUUAAAUAAUUUUAUUAUAGUAUAGUAUUUUUUUUUAAAAAAUUAAAUUACCUAAUAUUUUAUUUACAUUCACAGAAUAAUUGAACGAAAAAAUAGAUAUUUUUUAAAAGCAAUUUCAUUUCAAUGGGGUUUUCAAAUGUUCGUCACAAUUGUUUUAAAUUAUUAUUCGGUAAAAUAUUAGAAAUAAAAAUAUAUAUAUAUCGGUGUAUUAAGCUAUAAAAAAUAAUACUUAUAAUAUGUAAGUCCACUUAAUUUAUAGUCGGCAUUGUUUAUUAAAUGAAUAUGUAGGCACAUUUAUGCUAAAAAAAUGUUAAAUAUUUCAAUACUAUUUUAAGUAUUUAUAAUACGUAUAAAAAUUAACUUCUCGAGUAUAAUCGAUUCCGCCGAAAUUACCUUUAUACCUGUAAAAAAAAUGUAUUAAUUUCCGCUGGCUCUCAACUCCGUCAAACUUUUUUACAUGUUUAUUCUAAUUGUUUUUUUUUUUAUUUUAAUUGAUACUAAGCACAAAUCAUCCAUUAAAAAUUAUUUCAAAUAUAAUUUUUUUAUGGUGGUGUAACAUAAAACGCGCAAACGAUUACAACCGUUACUAAAUGUUUAUUAUAUUUGAACACUAGACCAUAUUAGAAAAUCUAAACUUGUAGUUUUAUUUCGGAUUUCCGGCUUUUCGAUGAAAUUCUUAUUUAUUAUAAAGAUUUUGGUGUGAAACCGAUGCGAUAAUACGCAAUACUCAAUAGAAUAAAUAUAUGUAUCAUACUAUCUGUAUUAUCCCCAACUUUUUCCUUUUUUUUUAUCUCUACAGUUUAUUGUACAUAAUAUACACUGUACAUACAUUGUAUAUAUUGGUCUAAUUUAGUGCCCUUUGUCCGCAAACAUUUUGACUUUCAUGCCUUAUAUCACCUAUUCACCUAUUUUAGGGGUGGAAUUUUCAAAAAUCCUAACCUUCCUCAAUGAAUCAGUUAAUGAAUCAGUUUCUUCACUAAUUUAUUCAACAAAAUACAGUGUUCAUGGUUUCUAACCUGCUUAUUCUACUAUUAUAUUAAUCUAAAUAUAUAUUCGGCGGAAUCGAUUUUUACAAAUGUUCGACGAAGCCAGCGGAAUUGAUAUUAAAACAGCGGAAUCAAUAAAUCCCCAACUUCUCGAAUAAACUAUAUUAUAUUAUAAUAUAAUAUCGCAUAAUACAUAAAUACUCAUUUAUAUUUUCUAACUUCAUAAAAACCUCUGGAAAUGUUUAAAACAAAAAAACUUGUACUUUUAUGAAAUAUUUUGUUGACGUUUAUUUUGUGCUUUUACUUAAAAACCCGCAUAGUAUAUUAUCAUAUAAAGUAAUGGAUUAUACUUAUUUACGUUUAUUUUGACUUUAAUCCGCGUUGCGGGGUUUUAAAAACAAAAUAUAUUGUUUGGUGAGCUAUAUAGGUAGUUGUAUAAUUCACCAAAAUUAAAUAAAAAAAAUGUUUAAACAAUACUAAAAUUAGAUCAUGACUUUAUUUUAAAACAUAAAAAUAUAUUAUGCUAAACGAAUUCUUUAUUUGAACAUAAAUUGUUAAUAAACUAAAUUAGGUAACGUAAAAAAAAAAAUGCUCUAACCGUGUGUAAUUUAAUAUUUACGUAAUGAAAAUUAUAAAUUUAUAUACAAUAUACAACCAAUGUUAUAAUGAUAUUUUAUUUUUAAUGUUUUCAUAAUAUGAAUUCGCUUGGAGUAAGUUAAAUCUAAAAAAAAACAAAAAAAUGUAUAUAUAUUAUAAAGGUUCACAAAUAUUAAGAUAAGCAUACUAAGUCAGUAAAUGUAAAAAAUUAUUAAAUUUAUAAUUUUCGGUCACAUACAUAUUACAUAAGCGUCAUUUUAGAGUACACUUUUAGUUCAGUUAUGAUAUUAUUAUUACAAAACGAGGGAACAGUAUAUAAUUGGGUCGGUUUGUUGAACAGAAUAAGGUAGACAUUUUAGUAAUGCUUCGAAUGGUGUUUACACGUUCAAAUUAAUUACAGCUGAUGGUAUCAUAUUGGUGUCAUCAUAUUCUGAAAAACAUAUAAAACAAUUUUACAAAUUACGCAUAGGGUGGCUAGCUAUUAAUUUACAACCCCCAAUAAAAAUCGUAGGGUAGCAGUUUCUACCUCUCCAUAUCCAUAAUAACGCAUAUUAUAUGAAUAUAUUACAUAAAUAAAUAAUCAAAUGUUCGAUUUUGACUGACGGGAAACUGAACGAUUUUGUAUAAACAUUUAUUUAUUUUUGUUCCUAUUAAGUCGAGAUGAUAAUAUUAUGUUACAAAAAUAUAGCGAUGUAUAUAACUGGUACAAGUGUAAAAUACUACCUAUACAAAAAUGUUAUAUUAUGAUAAAAUUAUCCAAAUGAUAUAAUCGUAUAAUAAUUAAUGUUUACUUAUCGAAGAAAAUCCUGUUCCCAUAAACCUAUGUCAGAUACUUAUUUAUUAAAGUAAAUAGAUAUAUUUAUUUUUCUACGCUUUUUGUUAUAUUUUUUUGGGAAUGGGGGGGGGGCUGAAAACAAUUGAUGAUCGUAAAUUAAUAGGAGAGGCAGACCUAAUUGAUUUAUGCGUGAUAAAAUGCAUCUGUAAUGUAAAAACAGAAGCGUCAUAAUAUAGAGCCGAGUCGAAAUGUUUUAGUAUCAGAACAACAUUGUUCAACAUGAUGAUAAAUUGAUGGGGGUUUUUCUUUUAAAGAUGUGUUUGUCAAACAUAAACAAUUUAUUUAAUUAAUUUGUUCAGUACAGUUAUAUACGUUUAUACAAUAUGUAAUAUGUGGGGUUUUUUUUUUAUUCAUUGAUAUUUUAUACGUAUAAAUUACUUAAAUAUAGUUUCCCCAUCAUAUUUUAUUCGUUUCUGCAAUCUUUUUAUUUAAAUGGGAAAAGAAAACAAUAAGGAUUCAGGUAUGGUCACUCGGAUGAGAUUUUGUAAUUUAUGUUUACAUAUUGUUUAAAUGUGUACAUAACUAUAAUUAUUUUCAAUGUGAGUGAUACUAAAAUAAUAAUAAUAAUAAAAAAAAAAGCAUAACAAAUUUUAACCGAUUAAAUUAUGUUUAAAUGGAUUUAAAUGCUAUUUUUUCGCGCCACUCCCUAUAUAGUAUAAUCCUCGUCUAUUUUAUUCGACCAUCGCGUUUUAUUUACCGUUUACAAUAUUACUGUUAUCGGGUUGUUUUGUUAGCACCUACUAUUUUUGUUUUCAUUUAUUUAAACGCAUAAGUUAUUAAAUUUUAUUCGACAAAUUGUCUGGUAAACAACGGCACUUAAUAACACAAUAAUAUAUAUAGCAAUAGACUUGGGAAUAACUACAGCGGUUCGAGAUAAAUCACCACUUGUGCAAUAGUCGAAAUGCUCGUAUUUUACAAUUCUUUUAUGUGACUCAAACUCAAAUACCAGCCGUUUAUUUUAUUACGGAAAUCGAACAAAGCAAACGAAAAUCGUGUGGCCCGAAAUUAUUUUAGGAGAACAAAAUAUUUCCUAAAUCGCAUUUGAAUUAAUUGUUAAUUAAAAUACCGUUAAUAGUAAAGGUUAAUUGUACUAUACACGAUGGAAGAGAUCUGGUGGCUACAUACUCCGAAUUCCCAGUAGUAUAUUAAUUUAUUAGUUUAUCGACUUUGACAUUUGACACUGUAUAAUUUUUAUUAUUAUUUGAGUUAUUUGUUCGAGGCCUCUGGGACCAUCCCGUCUCACAACCAAUGUUCCAGUUAUCUUCAAAAUCGUCCAAUUAGGUUCAUCUCCUUUUUUAAAUUUACUUCUUCCUGCUUCAUUCUCGGCCUUCCCAAAGGGCUUUUCCUUAUUUUGUGUUCUUUUUUAACGAUCUCUAAAAUAUUAUUUUCUCCUAACGUUAUCUGCAGUUAUCAUAGCUAUCAGGUUUUUCUUCAUCUCUGCUCUUCGGUUAGUUCUUUAUUUUUCACAAUAAUUUUAGUUAGUUCAUUUACAUUGGGUACAACCUAUAUUACAUAUAUUUUAAGCACAAAAGAUUGCAAUAUUAGUACAUUAAAUUAUUAAAUUCAACGCAAUACAUUCAACCAAAAUCUUAUAUUCUAAAAGGCCAGAUCCGCUUUUUAUUAUUUUAAACCGUAAAUUGUAGCGUUGAUUAAUCAUUGCGUACAAAUAUACAUUAAAUUCCUCUGAAUAUCCUACCUUCCCAAUUUCUCAUCUACACCAGUGACCCACCCAUCGUGCGAAGUAUAUAUUAGUCCUAUAAAAUUUGUAUGUAAAAAAGUUUUUUUCUUUAAGAUUUUCAGCAUUUGGAUUCAGUACUAGCCAUUUUAAAUAUUUUAAUGACCGUUAUAACCCACCACGUACGACGGGUGUACAACUACAUCAUAUUAAUAUGAUGUUAACGUUAAUUUGGUGUUAACGCCUGAAAGGACGAUGUUAUUAAUUACAAUUUAAAUUACGAAAAAAUAAAAGUAAAUUACGAAUGUUUGAAAUAAUAUGAGUUAUUGUAAUAAAUUAUUAUGCUUAUAUAUAAUAAUGUAUGUAUAGCGUAUUAAUUAAAAUUUUAGUAAAUAAUAUUUAAGUGGUCUUAUUCUAUAAUAAAUUUACCGCCCAGACAUAAAUACGAUGAAAGAAAAAGACCUUAUGUGUGCGUAAAACGUUAAAUUUCGGUAUAAAAUGGGUAAAUAUUACGUGUAUUUAAUUAAUUAGAUUCGGAGCGUAGCGGGGAUCUAUUUAUUUUACUAUAUAAUGUGUAUUUAUUUUUUUCCUGUCUGUUUUGUUUACAUUUACCACAUUAUUUUUAUUCAAAUCAAAAGCUUAGAAAAUUGAAAUCAUUAUAUUUUACAGCGAGUACAAUACUGUAAAUUUUAAAGUGCCUAAUAAAUUAUAUAUAUAUAUAUAUAUAUAUAUAUACUAUAUACUCGUAUAUACGGAAUACGUGCAGCAAAGUAAAACGAGGGGGUAACACGGAGGAGACUUAAAAUUGUAUUACUAGGGCGUGCAAAACAAUUAACAAACUAUAUAUACUACCGCCGUUAAAAAGCGAAUAUGCGUAUUCUCGAUAUAGCCGUUAUAACUCUUAACUUUCAAUUAAAACUUUAAAAUCAAACUUUUGAUUUACGGGUUGUAUGCUAUAUUAUUAUAUUAAGACGCGGAGAUUGUUAACCGAAAUUAUUUUAUGAGGUAUUAGGUAAGCAAAUACAAUAACACUUUGUAUCGCAGUUAUUUCGAUUCCGCAAUAUAUAAGGAUAACGAAGAGAAAUAAUAAUUGCACCAAACUGUAUUCUGACCAUUAUUAUUAUAAAAUCUACUAUACCUAUGCAAUAUUUAUUGAUAAUUUUACGAAAUGGCAAAGUAUGUUCAAAACUCGUUGUAUUAUAUCUCUCUUCUUUACCACAACUUAACAAUAGCUCUUCAAUAAGAUGAACCUUAUAGCAGUCAACGAAACUUCAUUUCAUAUUUGUCUCUGCAUAUCGAAUACAUUAUUCUUCCCAAUCAAUAUUUUCUUUUUUCUACGGACUUUCUUUAAUUCCCUUUGUCAGAUUCUACCUGCUUGUUCAUCUCCUUUCAAUAUAGCCACUCUGAUUCCGUCUUAUUAUUUUUCCCCGCGUAUCGCAAGUCCAAACCUCUCCAAAUCUUUGCCCUUUGAUAAAAUAUGUAUACCCAGUAAUUUUGUCACCUCAUGCAGCUCAUGUUCCCUUUUUAACAUCAGAAAACCGUAUGAUAUUUAUCAAUAAUCGAUAUUAUCAAUAUUUAUGUGACGUAUCUACACAAAAUACAAAAAUAACGUGAACCAUAAAGGUAUCAUAAUAUUGUUUUUCAUUAAUUUUCACCAAAACCACACAAUUUCAUUUUAUCACACUUACACAAUAAUAAUAUUAUGUACUGACAAUUACGACUUACGAGUUACGGUCGUUAGGCACGCGCAUAAAAUGUUUGAGUACAGUUUGAACUUUAUACGCACAUUAUCACACGAAUGACGAAUCUUGAAUUUGUCGCUGCCAGAACUCUUUUAAAAUAUAUUACUUAUGGUUAUAAUACGCUACCAUAACUUCAAUCAAUGUAAGUAGAUAUCAAAUUUAAUUUCUUAUUAAUCAUGUUAAAUAAUCAUCAGGGGUACCUUCUAACCAAUAUCAUGUGGUACAGGAAACAUGUUUAUAUGAACGUAAAUAAGAAAGGUUUUAUUUUGUAUUUUUAAAAUAUCCAACUGUUAAUAUUGCUAUACGACAACGUAAAAUUGUCGUAUAGACGUAUUGUAAUGUGAGUUUUUUUUUCAUCGUUUUGUGUAGAAUACGACGAAUUUAUAAUAUUACCUUAAAUAUUAUACCUUAUUUACCGUAGGUUUAAAAUUAUAGUUUUCUAUUUACCUUGAAUAUUGGCACAUACGUAAACAAUUUUAGUUUAGUUAAAUACUUAAAUUUUUAAAAAAUUAUAUAUGUUAUUUUCCAACGUGUAGUUUAAUAUCAUAUGUUAUAAAACAUGAAAAUACUUUUAUUUUUAAAAUAAUAUUUGUUAAACCCUAUAUAUAAUUAUAAUGGAAAUAAUAAAUAUUAAUAAUAAUAAUUUGAGGUAGGUGAUUGAAAACCAUUUUUUUAAGAUUAAAAAUUUAGUUUAAAGUCAUUAGGAAAAAUUUUAGUUUCGAAUAUCCAUUAAAAAUAAUAAUUACUGAUGAUCGAAGUUAUCCAAAAAACGGAGUGACUCCGAACAAACUUUGCCUUUCAAAAAAAAUUACAGAUUUUAAUUAUUUUAAAUUUGUUUAUAUGCAAUUUUAUUCUAAUAUAUCCGAAAAAUAACUUUUUUUUCACACUUUUGCAAUUAAUGUUUUGAGAAAUAAAAAAAAAAACAUUGACAUCUGUUUCAAGUCAUCCCGUUUUACGGUACAUAUUACCAUAUUUUAACAAGUUAUAUUCGGGACGUCACGCUGAAAUUGUUUUUUUUUUUUUAAUUAUAUAUUUCGAAACUUUAAUAAAAUAAUAUUGUAUUAUUAUAAUGGUAACCGUUAAAUCACACGCGAACCAAACUAUGUGUUUAAUAUACAUAUUAAUACUAUAUGGUAUUAUAUUAAAUUUUGUACGUUUUACAAAAACGUGUGGGUUUGUGUGAGUAUUGGUCGUGUUGUUCGUUCCCACGCUACACAAAAAUUAUACGCGAAAUUUCAAACACGAUGUUAAUAAGAGUCACGCCGAUGAUGCCGUGCGUGCGUCACAGCCAAUUGCGUGUGCAUACGAAACUUUCAAAAUCCCUUCGAUUUAUCGCCGUACAAUUGAAUGCACACGCCUACUGGCAUAAUUAAGGGCAACGUUAAGUUUUUUACCCCACGAAAACAAUUUUUUUUUUACAUUCUGAGCGAAGCGAACAAAAUGUAUUGAAGUUUUACUGCGAAGUGGGCUUUUUGUCCCCGUCUGUAUAUUAUUAUUUUAUCAAAUGUAUAGAUCCGUAAUACGUUUACCGAAUUUUUCAUAUCGCUAUAUAUAUAUAUUAUAUUAUAUAGACAUUUUUCAUAGACAAAAGUAUUCUUCCACUUUUUUUAAGUUAGAAAUUGACGAGGUGUUUUAGAUUAUCGAUACUAGUGGAUUUUUCAAUUUCAAUAAGAAAAAACAAAUGUUUUACCGAGAGCUUCAUCAUUCGAAAUCGUAUUAUGCAGUUUAUUAUGAUUUAUUAUUGUUGGCCACCACAUUCGAGAUUUAACCCGAAUUGUUCUAUAUAUUAUUUUAAUAAUAUACCCUAACUAUUCAACUCUCCACGCACAACAGUGGUCUUGAGUGACAACAGUUUUUUUUUUUCAAAUUAAUUUUAUUCCAAUGGCCGUCGAUCUAAUUCGAAACAGUUUUUUGUUUUUAUUAUUAUUAAUAUUAUUAUUCUAUACGCUAUUUCCCCUCUUUUCUGCAAAUAUUUCACGUAAAAUAUUAUAUACAAUUAUAAAACAGUAUUUUUAACUAUAAAAAAACUUAAUUUGAUUUCCAUGUAGCUAAUAUUAUAGUUAAAAAUGUAUGGGAGCCGACAAUUUUAUAAUAAUCAUUCUAUACAAAGUCGAGUUCACGACAUAAUAUCGUAAAUAACACAUAGAUGUGUGUAAUAAUAGCAGUAUAGCGCUUAACCACGAUAGCCAUUAAAAGUUACCCAAUCCUUACACCGUCAUUACAAUAUAAUAAAGGUACUUUCUAAUGUAUUUGUAUUGGCGAUAAAUAUAUUUCUUUUUCUUAUGGUUCAAUAAUAUAAAACACCCCGGUCAAAGUUUAAAAUUACUGAACUACUGAAACUUUUUUUAUCUAUGCUAUUUUUAAAAAUCUUGAACAAAACCAUCGAGUUUAAUACACACCUAUACAUGGUAAAAGUAAAUUAAUUUCUAAAAUAUGUUUACGGUGAUUAUAAUGGUUUGAUUUUAUUAUUAUUUUAAUAUACUUGUAUUAUAUAGUAUAUAUAAGUACUUAGUGCAAAAAAUAAAAAUACUCUUCGAGAGAAUAACUUUCUAUUGAACCAAAACUUUAUAAUUAUUGCUUCUUAAUUCGAAUAUGAAAAUACAAUCAAUAUUAUAGCUUUUUUUUCUGUAUAAAAUGUAUACCUAUAAGCUUUCAAUUUGAAAAAAGUUUUCUCGAAAUUAUUAUUUCUUCUUUCAAUUCGAUGUUUGUUUUCAAUUGUUUUUGCUCCAAUGUUCUGCGCGUAUUACAUUGCUAUAAAAUACAAGCCCUGCGAUAUAAACCGAAUAAACCAACAGUAAAUAAUAAAAACGUAUAAUUUUGAAACUAGCCGUAAAAUAAAGCCAAGUAUUAAUUUAUUAUCAGAAUAAAAAAAAAACCCCAUUUAUACGCGCACAAAGUUUUAAGGAUUUAAUAAAAUAUGCUGAAACUUUGGAAAUAAUUUAUCGACGCUUCUCGCGAUGCUGUAUAAUUUAGCUAGUCUUUUAAGAUCAAUUUUACAGUAGGUAGGUAGGUAAUUGAAUCCGUUCGAACCGUACUCUAUAUAGACAGACCACAUUGUUUAAAGAAUACAAAUUUCAUAUUGUGUUUCAAAAACACGUCAUUAUUCAACAACACCGAGUCUAUACUGCACACUCGACGUGUCUGACUGAGUAUACUUUUUUUUUUAAUCUGCAUACCUAAAAUUAAUUAAUUCGUCCUCCAAGUGGAAUAUUCAUAUUAUAUGUGUUGGUAUAAUAUACUUUAUAUACUUUCUUCGCAAGAUUUCAAAUAAACCUAUAUAAUAUAAUAUACAAGAAGACGGCAAAAAUAUUAUUCGUCGAAAGUCCAUGAUCCAUGUAUUUACUAUAGAUACGAAAAAUCAAUUUUAAUUCAACAUUUUCAAUCAGUUAUGUCAGUUUAUUUUCACAUAGUAAUAUUCAAAGCACGAUAAUAUGAACAGUAGGUACCACAACCCAUAUUUUAAUAAAACGGGUUAUUAAUACGAGACUGUACAUUAUCGUUUUAAGAUAUUAAAAUUCAACUUUUAAUGUUGAUAAAGUUUAAUUUAAUAAUAUAAUUUAAACUUAGCUUUAAACCUAUCCUUUUUUUUAUCGACUUGACUUUUAACUAAAUUAUUUUUUUUUUUUUCAUAGAUUUAUUAGUAAAUGAUGUGUUAAUUUUGAUUUAAAAUGCGUUUAAGUUAAUUUUAAUUUUAACUCAAUAUUAAAUAUAAAAUCUUUAAUUCACUAUUUAAAUAAGUAGGUACUAUCGCAUAUAGGUACAUAAUAAUAAUUUUUUUUUUCGUAGGCGUAGGAAAGUGUUUAAUAUUUCAGGAACCACUUUCACUAUUUAUGUGACAAAAACAAUAAUUUUUACAAACAAUAAUAACUUCUAACCUUAAAUUUAUUAGUUUAAUUUUCAAAUAACUUUUAACGUUUAGUGAUAAAUAAACUAAUCCGAGUUAAUAAUAUUUUAAUUAAUUUACUUACUCAUGCCUUAAAUUUUAUAUUGCAGUAACAAAUGUUACCAAAAUCGUGACUUCAAAAUUUAAUCAAAAAAAUUUAUUUUUUCAAAUUUCAUUGUGCAUUAUUAAUUGUUUCAUAGUGAAAAAUCUAUUUUAAUAUAGGUACGUUUUAUUUUAAUACUAUAAUACAUUAAGGUAUAGACGUUAAAACAUGUAUUAUAAUCGAGUAUAUUGUUUUUAUUAAAUUAAAUUUAUUAUUUCUGUAAUUUAUAAAAAUGUUCAGGACCUUUAUGUCAUAAAAAAUAAUUGUUUAUACUGUAUUGAAGAAAACAAUUAAAAAUAAAUUUAUUGUAUUAUAAAAAUUAUACUGCCAAGGUUCGAACAUUUUAAAAAUACAUAAUCUACUGAAAUGUGCCGUUUAUUUUUGAAAAAAGAACAAUUUUUGUCCUUUAUAAUAUUUUUGGUUGAAUGAAAAUAACGUAUAAAAAAAAAUGUUAAAUUUAAUUAUAACUAAUCAUCAAUUAUUACAAGGAAAUAAAGUUGAAGAUACUUACAAUAAGGAGACUACACAGUUAUCGGAAAAUGAUAACGCAAGGCUUGUAACAACAUUGAAAUAGAAAAAAAAUCCACCACGCCAAACUUCCUAUUAUGCUUUAUGGAAGUUAUAGUGUCCUAAGUAAAAACCUAUAACCUUUAGUCAUUUAUAAUUUACGUCGACGACGGGCAGAAAUAAAGAAGGAAAAUGGAAAAUGCCACGUCUGGUGACAUUUUGAAGUAGAAAUGUAGCGUGGCGGCGAAACGAUAAUGCGCAAGAACAAUAAUAUUUAUAUUUAGCUUGGUAUACUGAAUUUACAGUAUUAUGAUAUUUUGCGGUUGGAAACAGUGAUAUAUUGUACCUGGGUCCCUUAACAUUUUUUUGACAACAGUACGAAUAACUCCCUCCGUUAAAAAAAUAAUAAUAACAGUUCUUGUGGAAAACGAAAACCCAGUUACAGCAAAUAACUUAAUAUGCGACUCAUAUAAUAUAUGCCUACAUAGAUUAUAAAUUAUAUCAUGUUAAAAUACAACGUAAAUAUACAUAUGAAUCAGUUUAUUUCAAAAGUUGAACAUAAAAUUAUAGGUUAUUCGCAAAACUCUUUGAACGGUACAAGUUUUUUUUUUUACAUAAUUUGGUCUUUAUAAUGCAAUAGAGGUAUAAUUAUUAUCUAAUUAUGCGCAUACUACAGCUCGGUUGUAAGCUGGUACUAUACAGUUUUAAUGUUUUUAAUUAGAUUCGACACGAUGAAACCUUUAAAAAGUACGUAUUAUAGACAUUCGGUGGUAUUCAGAAGCCAUGCUCACGAACCUAUAUAUAUAUAUUAUACCUGUAUACCUAUAUAUACAGGUAUAAUAAUUUAUCACUAUAUUAUUAUGUGACGUCAUAGACAAUUUUUUUAAAUUUUCAACAGAAAGAUGUGGUAUUUUUUACCUGCAUUAAUCCAACAUCCAAUAUAUCCGAGUUUAGAGUUUAUUGCCGAUUUAAAACAAUUUCAAAAUGUAAGAAUAAGGCGAUAUUCUGAUUAUGAUUUGUUCACCCUUGAAUAAAAUUAGUACCAAAACCAUUUCGCUACCGUUUUUAAUUAGUUUUAAAUCAUUUGACGUCAUUACUAUAAUUGAUUAGUUACUAAUUGUAAGAUUUAUCUUAUACAAUAUAUUUUAUGAUUUAACACUCGUUUUUUCGUUUCAGAAUUUUUUUUUCGUUUACUUUUUUCACAUUGUCGGUAAAAUAGAGGGGUUGUGUAGCCCGAAUAUUAACGCUAUUAGUGCGUGGGAAUUCGAGUAGGUAUGUUCAUUAAAACAAAAUAACCGUAUUUUUGUUUUUGUUUUUCACAUGAAUAAAAAAAUAGGUCGUCGCAUAUUAUAUAAUAUGUUUCGCCUGCUGCUACAAACUUAUAGGUAUACCCGUUCACUAAUGACUUCGAACCCGCGAUUUAAUGUGAGUUAUACAGGGUGAUUAAUUUUUUAUCACUAUCAAAGUUGAAAGGGAGUGAAAAUUCACUUCAAUAUAUGUAUUGUUCAAAAUACUUAACUUGAAUUUAUCAAAAUUAAACCAAAAUAUAAUUUUAAAAUUUUACGAUAAAAAAACAUUUUAAUAAAUAUAUGUACAUAAAUAUUAUACAUAAACUGAAACAGAUAAAAAGGUAUUAUAAGUACGUACAUAUGUGCUAUUUAUUAAAUACAGUAGAAAAAAAUCGGUGUAGAGUAGUACUUUAGGGAGAUCAUUUUUCGAUUUUUUCAAAAGUUUUCUCUUGAAAUGCGAAAAAAUGAAAAAAAAAAAAUCGGAAAAUUUACGAAAUAUAUUUGUAUAAUAUGUAAUCUACUUUUACUUAGCUAUUUAUCACAAUUUUAUAUUAGAGUCAACAAGACUUAUAAUACAUUGAUAUUGUUAUGAGAAUUUCUUAGGGAAUAAAAAAAAUCGAGUUGUCAAGUUUUUCGAGUUAUCGCGACUCGAAUGUAGUGUAACAUUAGAGAGGGGGGAGGGGAAAUUGUUAUUUGAAAGUCAAAAGAGAAUGUUAUGUAUAUUUGUUGUAUGAUUAUAUUUCGUAGGUACAAAUAGGUAUAAUCGUAAGUACAAAAAUUACGAACUUAUUACUAAAAGCAUUAACAAAUACAAAUUUUAAUUGUUUCAAAAACUGUAUAACAUAUUGGCUAUUUACUAAAUGCCAAGAUUUUCAGUAGUUAAUAGAUCGUACCUAAAUAAUAAUACUUAUUAUAAAUAAAUUGAAAUAAUAUUGUUAUUUAUUUUGGCUAAGUACAUUACUAACCAUUAUUAACCUGACCAACACGAAAGACUCAGUAAGAUUCAGUAUUUCUUUGUUAUAAGAAAAUAAACAGUAGUAGUAAUAAUAAUAUUUAAUGAUUGAAAAAUAAAACCAAAGUCAAUUUUACAUGCACCCAAAAUCUUCGUAGAUAAUCGCUUGAUCGUGAUAAAAAAAUCACCCUGUGUUCUAAAAUACAUGCGUCACUACCGGAUAUAAUAAUAUUAUAAUAUAUGCGGUAUGAAAACAGUCUCAAAAUGAAAUUCCGUGGUUUUUGUUGGCGGAUUAAUGUAUAAUAUCCUCGCAAAAGCGGAUCAAAGUUGUUAUAAUAUAUGAUAUUAUUUCGCCAACUCGGGUCCCGAGACACGAAAUUCGUAUUCACCAACGUAUUUUACGCAUAAGUAUAUAGUAUAAUGCGUAAAACAUUUACCCCCAAUGCGGUUUAUAUGGUUGUGUAAUAAUAAUAAUAUUGGUAAUGGGAAUGUAUAACUUUUAAGUUCGUUCCAUAUAGAGUAUUAGGUACUCUAUGGUUUACACACCGUCUUACCUAUCGUCUAAAUGUACAUUUUUCAACAUGUAUUUUGCAUUUCUCAUAUUGAAUUCCAUACGAUCUCGUUGAAUUAUACAGACAAGUUUUGGCAACACUACAGCCUAGUGACUAGAUAAACUGCAAUUAUAUAUAGGUACUUGGGUCUAGGAAUGCGUUCAGUAAUAUUCGGUGUACACUACCGACCGCGACGCUCAAUUCUCGUGGUUUACACAAACAUCCAAAUAAUAAUACCUAUUACUGAAAAUACAAACGGAGAGCAACAAAUAUAACGUCCGAAAAAAGAAUAAAUAUUUUAGAAGUCGCCAGAAAAGGCAGAAGGAUACGAUGAACUGGACAUAUAUAUGGGGAAAAUUCACUAACAGCACUAGUUAUACUGUAUGGGCAUCAGUGGUUUGCCUAGGAAUUUCUAAUGGGAGAAGAUGUAGAAAAUACGAGUCGUAAAGUCGACUUCUCUACCCAACUUGACUACGGGAAUUGGUAAUUCAAAAACCAGAUCCUAAACAAAGAUAAUUUAUAAUCAAUACAUCAAAAGCUUGCUUUUGUAACUUUGUAACUUUUGCUCCUCGUAACUUGGCUGAAAUAUGCGCAUUUCGAUAUUAAACUACUUAUUUUUUUUUUUUUUGUAUUUCAAGCCUAAUCUCUAAUAUCCCGCCCCCGUACACCAAUGGUGGCCAAUGUUGGAAUGGAACCCAACAACAGAGAAAAGGCCUUCAUUAAAACCGGCGAUGAGGCAAAAAGACGUAGUUAAAAAACUGUGGAAUAGUUUUAGAGAGCGGACCAAAUCGGAAUACUUUAGUUAUGGAUAACUGGAAGGCGUCUCACAAUUGAAUGGUGGUCCUAGAGAUCGAAUCAACCCAAAAUAAAAACAAAUAUAAUGAUCAGCGAACCAAAUAUGUUAUAAUUGUACAACAUAAUAUGUUAUACUAUAUAUUAUUUAGGACAUACGAGGCUUUAUACAAAUUCAUAUUGAUCGGAGUGAAACGUUCAAUAGAAUAUUCCGAUUCGAUAGGUGAUUUUUUUAGGAUAAUAUUGAUAAGUAGCUUAGAUUUACAAUUUCAAACAAUAAUGAACCUUGUUUUCUGUUUGUGAUAGUAUAAUAUAUUUUUUCCGGCUACCCCCUUGUAGUUUUUAAAACAUUUUCCACGUCACUUACGUGGUUCACGAGCUGCCACUAGUAAUAAUCGAAAAUUGCUCGUUGACAAAAAUUUAUAUUUGAAGAAAUUAAAUUCGAAGAAAAUAUGAAAAUCGUUAAAAAAAAAAAAAAAAUUUAUCCGAGUUCGAAGUGUUGAACAGUAUAUUUUAUGUAUAAAAAAAAACUCCAGGUUUUUCGCUAUCCAGCAAGUCCCAUUAGAACAAUGUCGCAUAGCUUGGACAUUUUCGCCCCGGAGGAAUCGAAUUAGACAAAAACUACAUAAUAACUGUAUAGUAGUACACUUUAUUAGCGUUACCGUGGCGGCGGCCGAACGUAAUAAUAAUAUGUGUUUGCGACGAUAAUAAUGAUAUUAUAUUAUCGUUGUACAGAAAUAUUGUACUGCGGGUUUACUGGCGCCCAACACCGCCGGAUUCUUGUCGUCCGCACUUAGGAGGACUGCUAUGAUAUUGCCGGCUACUCGACUAAAAACUCGUAAACGGCUUACAACGAGGUCCUCGACGUGUAUUAUUAUAUUCCGUACAUAACGAGGUAAUCGGCCUAAAAGGUUUCUCUGCCAAAGGAUCGCAUGACGUAUAUAAAUAUGUAUAUAUAUAUACAAGUUAGAAAACGAUAUAAUAAAAAUAAUAAUUAUGAUUAUCCGCGUACUAUUGUCGAUCGUAAAAUAUUAUAUUUUUACUCGCGUACAAAAUAUAAUUAUCACAUAACAGAGUAUUAUAUUAUAAUAUGACUGCCGCGCGAACGAUUGGCUAUGAUGACGUUAUUAUUUUAAGGCGGAGAACAUAAUAUGUACUAAAAACCUAUUAAAUAUACAUAUUACAUAUUAUUGUUUAUUGAUAUGCCAUAAAAAACUAACAAUUACAAAAAUUUACUAUUCAGAGAAAACAAAUAAAGCUCCGUUGCUAGAAUCGAAUUUUUUCCAACACACUUGUCUAUGGAAAACGUACAAUUUAAGCGCACAAAUGAUUGGGAAGGUGGUUAAAAGUUGAAACCCCAUAGAGACACACCCUUGAUAAUUACAUCACUAAUCACUCACUAUACAUCUAACUUACCACUAACUAUGUCCUCCAACAAUAAAAUGGUAAAAUAAAUUCACAUUGAAAUUCAACUAAAAUUAUAUCACUUCAAUUCUCCUAUAAAACAACUUUAAUUUCCGAGUUAGAAUUUAUUUGGUUCAAAGGAAGCCACUAAAAGUGUCUAAAAGUACAGGACAAAAAAUUAUAAAUGUAACAAACACAAUACAGUGCAAUAGUCUCUAUUUUUGGGAAAAACUCGAUAAAAAACAUUACAAAACUGGCGUCGAUGAUAAAUUGGAAAACCCGUAUAACAAUUCAUUUGAAUGAAAUAUAUUAUACAAUACAUUCUUUUUUAUUUCAAACUCGAAUACUAUAAAUUGAUUAUGGUCGCCUGGAGUCCUAUAGAUUUUAAUAAUGGCUUAAAAAUAUUAAAUAAUUUUAGCCUUAAAAUACUUAAAAUACGCUUUAAAAAAUAUGUUAAAUAAUAUUCCACGCCAAGAAUGGUUGGGUCGCGGUAUAAAUUACAACUAUUUUUUCAGCUGACCGAUAAAAACAUGGAAAAAGCAUUAUAGUAUAAUAAUAUUAUGCGCGUAUUUUCAGACCCUAUUCGAAUUUGGUUCAAGCCAUAUGUACCUAAAUGUCGUGAUUUUUCACUGACUAGUGUCCUAGUUUUUAGGUUUACGCUUAGGACACUAACCCCUUUGAAGCAGGGUCCGAACCGCACCGCCAAUAUAAUAGGUUUUGUUUUGUGAAACUCCAAAGACGUUGUAAAAUCAUCGAAAACCAAUAACUAGGUUACGUUUCGGGUCAAGUCCAAUUCGGAUAUGAUCUGUAAAUACGCGGACGGGCCGUCGACGCGGUGCCGAUUUCUGCCCGGAGAGUGUACGUAUAUAGAGCUACAUGAUAAUAUUACAAUAAUAUCGCGUUUACUAGGCACGCGUAUUAUUAUCGUAAUGUCCGACUGAAAGGAGAACUAAUGGCGUACCCCGCCCGAGGGUGUAAUAAUAAUAAUAACAUGCAUUAUAGUAUUAUACCUAUAUAAUUUAACUUAAUUGAAUAGCACUUAUUGUGUACACUGUAUACGGCCGGAAACCCCUCCUGCAUUAUUGUUGUGUGCAGUAAAAUUGCCGUGGAUAAUAUUAUAAAACAUAUUAUAAGGGUUGCGCAAUGUGUUUGUUUUAAACGUUUUGUAUACAUUAAAACGACGAUUAAGACAUAAUAAUAUAAUUAUUAUCGUGUAUCACGUUUUUACAACGGUAAAAAAAACUACGGGUUAAUAUACUGCGUUUAAAACAUUCGCCUCCCGUCUCCCCUAUCUGAUACUCUCGUCGGGCCGGCGAAUUUUCAUAAAAACUAUAUCUAACAUCGGAGAUACUUUAACGCCGAUAUGAUUUAUAGCAGUUAAAUAUUUCCUACCAAUAAAUAAAUACCAUUCAAGCAUAUUUGUUCGUGUUAACUAUGUCAACCGACUGUACAUAAUGUUAUAAUAUAUAGGUAGAAAUACAAAAUAUACUGCAUUAGUACAUUUGCCUUCCCACAAUUUUUAAAAUAUUGUAUAGAUGUUUAUUUGAUGAUGGUUAGGUAUUAUAAUUUAUAGUAUUUUUAUUUUAACGUUUUACAUUUAUUUUUUAACCAUUUAUAAACGAGACGUUAUCAGAACAGAAUUAAUAUUACAAAUACUUACCACCUAUUAUAAAUCAAAUAUUCCGAUGACAAAUAAAAAACACAAUUGUUUUCAUUAUACGGAAUAGUUACCAUCUUUAUUGAAGUUUUCCAAAAGGUACAAAAAGUCUGGUACAUAAAAAUAUACUAAACUAGAAAACAAUAUUAUUUACUAUUGAACUGUUAUGUAUAAUAAUUAUAUUUUAGAUUUUCUCCAAUAUCGUGGUGAAAUCGUUGGCCUGGAGUCGAAGAAACGUUGAUUGAUAUCAGAGACCGAUUUUUGUUUUUUAACGCAUAUUAAAUGAUUUCAAUCAAUUUGUUUUCUUAUUAUCCAAUUAAUUGAUAUAGAAAUAGUAUAAAUAGUUAUUCAAUUUACAAUUAAAAAGGUGCAUUUAGUUGAUAAGAUUCAUUGUUUCUAAGCCGACAUGAUAUACCGAUAUUAUAAUAUCCUACGGAGAUUUGACAAAAGCAACAAUUAUUAUUUUGUUCAAUAUGUUAAAGUUUUGUUUCCUCUUACCUAGUUAUUAUUACUAGAACCUUACGCCGAUUCAUCUAUUUGACAUAUGUUAUUUUUGCAUAACUAAAAGUAAAACAUUGAUUUUACAACUUUCAAGAUAGCUAUUAUAUAAAUAUAUUUUGAAACACAAUUUUGGUGUUACAAAAUAUUUACUAAUGACGAAAUGUUACGUCUUUAAGUUAAAUUGUUAAUCUACAACUUUUUGAAGUUUAAAAAAAUUAUUAACAAAAUUAUUUAUCAUAGACAAAUGAUUGAAUCAAUAUUGACAUUAUUUAGUAAUGACAAUGAAAACAAUUAUUUAAAUUAUCGUAAUAAACUUCAAACAGUUAUAGGAAAUAACAACUCAUUUUUAGUAGACAUUUAUAACAUCAACAUUUUGUAUCACAAUUAAUGUAUAUUAUAUGGAUAUCUUGAAUUUUAUAAACUAUUGUUGUUUAAAAAUUUCAAUUUUUUUAUUUUUAGUUUUAAAAAUAAAUAAAAAAAAAUAUAGAAAUCAUAGGGCAAGGCUCUAUAAAUUAUUAAAAAAAAGAAAAAUGUACAAAUAUUAAUCAGAAAAAAGAUAUUGUACUUGUCAGAUCUCCGUGGGAUACUCAAUAUCUCACUACCUUUAUAAAAAAAAAAAAAAAAUAUAUUAUUGAUCACGGCCACUGUUAUAUAAUACAUUCAACGAUAAAUCGUUGAUAACGAAAAACGAUUCUGAGCCGAGUCAUGUUUUUUCCCUUGUUAUCGAGAAAACCCGUAAAAUCGACAAAAACCAAAAUAUCAGGAAAAACCAAGAAUCUAGUGCGUUAACCGUUGAAAAUUUCUAUGAAGUACCACCGUGCAAAAAUGCAUAACUUAAAAUUUUACGUGGAAAAAUCGAAGCUUUUUUGCUAACUAAAAUAAUACUUUCCGAGAAAAAAAAAGAACACAUCUCAGUAGUUAUAGUUUCUUCGCUACAUUCAGAAUAUAAAAUGUUAAUUAAAAAUGUUUUAAACGAAAAACCCGCCACCAUAGUUGCUGGCGCGUGCACCCGCAACAUUGGGAAAGUGUGCAAGUCCGUCUGUUUCGCUAUUCAUAUUUCGAAUAUUAGCACAGCACGCUAUCGGGUAUACGUAUAUUUUUCGAUACUACGAGAAGACCGUCUGCGAAAAGCGAAAGUAAUUCAGCAUCAACGCGCCGGAGACAGAAGUCGUACAACUUGUACCGAAUACGUUUUCAAUAUAUUAUUAUUAUUUUCCGAGUAUUUCAACGUAUUUAGAUGCGGAAUUCGUCAGCAUCUAUUAUUGGUUUAAAAUGUAAUACAAUUAACAUUAGAUUAAAAAUAAAAACCAUGAAAACAAUAAUUAUCACGUUAAUAAACUUUCGUUAACAGUUUACGUUUAAAUUGUAAUACUUUUAUCAGCCAACUCGCUGUUCAGCAAACGUAUAAUGUCACUAAAUCGACUCAUUCUAUUUUCAAAAAUAUUAUCCGUUCAUAUUAGAUUCUAAACAUACACUGUAGAAUGUAACAGCUCAACUUACUAAUUACUAUGAUGAUGAUUUGUGCUUUAUUUUCUGUCAAGUAAAACCUUUUCAAAAUUAUGUUCUUGAACUUCAAGAGUAGUUUCUGGUGAAAAAUAUUAUCUAAUUGGUGCAUGGAGAAGAUCUUUUUCUGAUUUUCUUGUAGUUUUCUCAAUAAUGGAGGAAAUCCGGGAAAGUCGUUGGAAAACCAGAAAAAUGUACGCAAUAACAGUUUCUGUCAAUAUCAGUUUUAUUUUUAGUCUAGUAAUUAUACGGAAAUUAUUCUAGACGUUACACAAUUUUCAAAAUAUUCCGGCAUUUUUUUAGUUAUUUAUAACUGUUUAAAAUUUUCGAAUUUUUCCAUUUCAUUAUUUGUUUUAGAUUAAUACUCAAUAAAUGUAAAUAUAUAAUAAAAAUAAAGGUAUACAUGCGAAACAAACAAAUAAAUAUAUAUGCACGUGUAUGGAAAAAAACCAAAUUAAAACCUGCAGGAGUAUUAUAAAGAUUGUGUCAAUCAUAUAUCUAUAUGGGCCGAAACGCAAAAAUGGCUUAACGAUUACUUUUAUCCGAAUUACUACAGAAAAACUAAAUCUAAAUUAACAUACAAAAUUGUAUCGUAAAUGAGAUCGAUAUAGAUUUAAGAAAUUUUAUUUAUUGGUCUAAAAAAUGUUGGUGGAGGUUGUAGAAUAUUAUUAUGAAAUCUAAAAAGUAUUAAAAUUAAAUUUAAGUUUAUUUAGACAAUCCGGUAGUUUUUUUUUUAUAUUUAAUAAUUUUACUUAGAUUUUUAUAUUUAAUAUUUGUCUUAAGUUAAGACAAAAGUUUUGGCUUAACGAAAAUACGAAACGCAAUUUAGUGUAACACAGACAAUUACAAUUUCGGCUUUGCAUCUCGAAAUGUCAACUUCAGACUCGACAUUUUCAACUUUGUACCUUAUAACUGCCAUACUCAUUUUUGUCUACAUGUCUCUACUGAGUUCCCGUAGAAUAUUGCUCGAAAAUUUGAUACAAGCUUAAUCAUUAAAUUGUUUUUUUUUCAUAUAAAAACAGUUUACUAUUAAAAUAAAGAUAAGAUUUUUUUUUCUCCGUUGCCGUUUAAUGUUCAAAUUUUGACGAAAAUCUUAAAAAUUAGGUCAAUCUUGUCUGUUAAUUUCGAUUUUGUUUUUCUUUUGUAAUUCGGAGAUAAAUAAUCGUAAAAUAUUUUUUUUGCGUUUCCGUUUGUAUUUAUGUAUGAUUGAUUGCCUAGAAUUUUAAAGAUAAUGUUAUUAUAUUGGCCAUUUUUAGUUUGAUGUGUAUACGAACAUUUAGAUUUUGAGCGCGCGUUAAACACGAGAUUAUAAAAUAUUUUUGCAUACAAAUUAAAAAUGACUAGGUUUUAUUUUUUUUUCCUGUUAAUCUUAUUUGUAUUUGUAUUUUAUUGUAAUUCUCAUUCUGAAUAAUAUAACCAGUCGUAUUAUUGUAUAUGUAUUUGAUCAGCUGCCCGUUUCGGUCUAUAGAAACGAUUUUUUUUUCCCGCGUGUGUUAGAAAUUCGAUAAAGACGGGAAUAUUAUACUGCCGAAAUAUUUUAACAAUUAGCGCGAAAUUCGUAGAGUUUUACGAUUACGUAGGAAAACAAAGGAAAACAAAACGAUAAAUAUAGUUAAUUUUUUUAUAAGUGUUUUUAUUCGAUACAAUAUGUUUGUGUCAAUAAUUAAUAAUAAUUGGUAAUUGGUAUUUGAAUAAUGAUAAAAAAAAAUGCACAUUUAGAAACUACGAGCAAGUAUACAUAAUAUUACAUUAUAAUAUAUUAAUACAGAUAGAUAAUUAUUAUAUCAAACGCGGGAGACGCUGAAAAUUAUGGGAGAAAAAAAAACAACUGAAAACCGAGUCUUAUUUAUCAUUUUUCUUGAAUACGAUAAAUGAGUAUUUUUUAAUUUAAAAAAAAAAAAAAAAAAUUACAACAACAAUAAUGAAUUCUAUUCAUUAUAUCAUAAUAUAUAUAUUCAGUGAUGCCGAGGUGGACUGUAUAUAAUAUAAUGUCACCGGAUCUCAUUUUUUUCUUCUCGCCCAAAUGAUUUAUAAUAUAAGUUUACGAUACCACCUUAAAAGUUUAUAACAAUCGUUUAUUUUCUUCUCAUAGUAAUAUGUUUAGGUAGAAGGUAUUCAAAAAUACCUACUUAAUACUUUAUGAUAACACAUAAUGCAUUUGUAUUGUUGAAAAUGUACGGCAUAGAACUAUGUUAUUCCCGUUCUAAAUUGUUGACUUCUCCUCUGUAUUAUAUAAUAAUAUACGCAAACGAUUUUCACGCGAAUAAUGCGGUUAAAAACAAGGGGCAGGAGCGUAGGUAAAAGGAGAUGGUGGUGAUAUACAGAUUUGGAUGAUGGUUUAAACCCCUCCCGUUUCUUUCAACUUAAUAUUAACGUUUAAACGUUUGUUUUUUUUUUUUUUUCAACUUCUAAUUCACUUCUAUUACAAAUAAUUGAUAUAGUCGUGACCCUCUCCGCCUCUCCCCCCGUAAAUAAUCUGUACCUACGCCUUUGAUCGGAGGAGCGCGGGACACACGGACGGCACAGCGUGUGCACGUGCUACGACGAUAGGAAUAAAACGACUGUGGAACAAAAUUAUACUAUUGAUAAUACGAAUUCACCAUAGCGCAGUAUAAUAAUAUUAUGUUGGUUAUCAAUGUAUAAAACGGUACAAAAAAAUUGUACAGACCACAAGCGGCUAUGCGUACACGUAUACUAUCGAUAUUAUUUCCAAUAAAAUAUAAUGUGAUCCACGUUGUCCGGGGUAAGGUCAUAAUGUAUUAUAAUUAUAAUUUAUUGUUAAUUAAUUACUUCUUUAUCGACGAUGUAUAAUGUUGUGUAUAGCGACACCGCAUUCCGUCGCCAAGAAAAACAUUAUUCUCGUUUUACUGACCGCCUGUAUGUAUAUUUUUUUUUGUUUUUAAAUUUUAAACAGAUUAAUCGUACAUAAUAUAUGUAUAUAUAUAUAUAUAUAUAUAUCUUUUUUUUUUUGUUUUCAUUUUUAACCUAACCUAUAAUUAUUAUCACCGAUUAAAUUUCAAGACAACAGAUAUACCUAUGUAUAUAUAUAUAUAUAUAUAUAUAUACAUUAUACACGCACGGGGAUGAGCAUAUGUAUUUUAUAAUUUAAAGCCCCGCAGACGCAGUUAUUCCCGCGUGGAAUACACAGGACGUUUUUAUAUAAUAAAUUAUUGUUGCUAAAAAUGUCUGCUAUUUGUUUUACUUUUAAAAUAAACUCCACAUACUACGAGUAAAUACUUGUAUAGUAUUGUUAUCAUGUGAUCCGUAUUUUUAAAAAAUAAUAUUAUGUAUAGGUAGACUAAUUUUUUUUUUUUUAUCGAUUUUAUUAGCGUUAAAUCGUAAUGAUGAGUCUUGAAAAAAAAAAAAAAACAACAAGACACGCAGCGUUUUACAAUGUAGCAAAUUAUUAUACUGUUAUUAUUCUCGGGAAUACAACAUAAUAUUAUAAUUUUUACCGAAUAACACUGUCAAUUAUUAUUGAGAGAUAGUCACACGCAAGCGUGAUUGUGCAUAUUAUUAUGUAGAAUUUGUUCGAAAAAGAAAAAAAUACACAUUUCUACAUAUAUUGAGUACAUCUAGAAAUUGAAUAAACCCUAAACAUUUUUUAGCGGAGGUUGUACUAUUAAUAUUUUAACAUAUUAAAGUAACUUGAUUUUAGAUUUUGUGGGUAUAAUACCAAAGAAAACGGUAAGUUUUACUAAAAUGUGUUUUCUUUACUCGGAUAAUACUUUUUCGGUUAGUAAAAAUUAAAAAUAUUCUGAUUAUAUAAUAUAUAUAUCGUAGUUUAACAAAUAUGGAUUUUGCGUUCUGUUUUUUAAAAACUGAUAACAAAUUACACGAUACAUUGGUUUUAUUUUUGUCGAUUUCUGCAGGGUGAACUUUUAGGCUACAAAAUGAAAAAAAAAAGAAACACGAUUACAACCUUAUCAAUUUAUUAUCGAGUUCCGCUCAGAAUCGAUUUUUUUUUUUUAUUUCGAUGAUUUAUCGUCUCUUUCGAUAAUAAUAACCGAGGCACCCAAUAUAUCCAAUAUAAUAUAUACCUUCCCACCUUUUCACCUAAAACAGUGGCCUACAUGCAGUGGCAUAUGCAGGAUUUUUAAAUGGGGGGGGGGCUUGAAAAUGUAUUGUUAAUCAGUUGUUUUGUCACAAGUUUGAAAAAUAAAAUAGUUGUAUUUUUAGUUUUGACUGAUAAUAAACACAAAAAUAUGAAAAAAAAAACUUUAAUGUUUAGGUAACUAUAAAAAUGUAAAAUACAAUUCUUAAACUAGUAGAGUUUUAAAAAAAACAGAGACCAACCAAAAUUAGAAUUGUUUGAAUUGUGAGUUGUAUAACUUAACUUUUUUUUUUCUUCAAACUAAAAAUCGAAAAAUAUUCUAUCUUUUUUUUGCCAUAAUGAAUAAUUAAAUAGUAUUUUCAGUUUGCAAAACUAUGAGGCAUGUUUUAUACGAAAACAAGGAUGAAAAAUCUAAGUGUACAAAAUAGCAUUGCGUUGACACCGAAGAGAAAGAGUGAAAACAAAAUUAUCUACAUAAUUGUUUUUCACUAAUUUAACGUUAUAUUAUUGUUAUCUACAACAUCCGUGAGCUAACUUAACGAUGCGUUAAUUAUUGGUGACAUCAGUUCAGUAAGUUAAAUAUUCCAAUCAUAGAUAUUAUCUAAGGUUGUGUGGGCGUAAGACAGCUCGCGUGUACACCAACCGCCAAAGUUGUAAUAAUAACAAAACCAUUGUUUAUAACGAGUGUCACCUCAGUUAAACAAAAAUAAUAAUCUUAUAAACCUAAUAAUAUAGUAAAUAGAUAACGAUGGUAAAUUAAAUUAUUUACUUACGAAAAUAGUGUGCUUUAUGAAAAGAAAAAGUCCUUAUUUACUAAUAAUUAAAACAGCUGAAACUUGAAAAAUAUAAAAAUAUGUGUGUACAAUACACGAUAUAUAUAUAACUGUGAUUUGGUGAAAGAAAGGCCAAUGGCACAUUUUGUGAUUGUUGGGAUAUAGGCUUUGAAAUUUUAUUUCCCCAUAAGGCUUUGUAUAUUUUAUUAAAUGUUUGUGUAAUUUUUAAUUUUUAUAAAAACUUAAACAAAUUUUGUUUAGAAAAUAAAUAAUUGUACGUUUUCUUUAUUUAUUUCUAACUGAUUUUCUAAAAAAAAUGACAUUGGCCCUUCUUGCACCAAGCUACGUAUAUAUAUUUUCGUGUAUAUAAAAACGGUCAAUGGGGGGGGGCUUCAGCCUCUUAUCCCCCCCUACGUACGCCACUAGUGGCCAAUAGUGUGCCCACGGUUCAAAGUAUAUUUGCAGACUGUUUAUAGCGUUCGUUUUAUUUUUUAUACAGUUAUUAUACACAAACGAACAAUUUUAUAUAAUUAAUCUUUACACACGUGAAUACGGCUGACGUUACAACAAAUAAUUAUUUCUCUCCGGAAAGACAUUUCACGGUGCUGCACCGUAAGCCAUUUUUCUCGCACCAUCAGCGUAUAUUUAAUAAUUAGUUUUAAUUACCCAAACAUAUAAAAUAUUAAACAUGGUAAAUAGUGUACUUUUAACCUUGAACCCCGAUAUUGAUCUUCGGAUACAUUAAAACCUUUGCGGGUUAUUAUUAUAGACAUGCUUUCAAUAUUUUUGAACUUUCUUUAAGUUUAAAAAGCCAAUCGCAAGUGUUUUGAACAUUAUCGUUAUACCAUCACGAAGUAUUUUAUACAGCUUACGAUGAAACUAAUGUCAAAUUGUCUACUACAUUCACCAAGCCAAAAUAAUUGUAUUCAAAUUAUUGUAAACGAAAUAAAAACUUCAAAUUUCUACGAUUUUUGUUCUUUGAAAGUUACCUUCUAUAUGUUAUAUGUAAAAAAAAAACAAAAUUAAAAAUCAAUGAAAAUUGCGUUUACUUAUAGGUAUAAUGUGCUUUUAGAUACUGAUUAAUAUCAGAUUCAUAGCGUUUUAAGAUAAAACUUUGACGAAAUUCAUAAAUAUUACGGCAUUUCAAAACAUGUACACACGAAUUACACUCAGAAUCGAUUUUUUUUUUUUUAUUUUUGAUAGUUAAAAACUACACCAAAAUUGUGUUCAUAAAAUGGUUCACACAAUAAUAGUAAGUUUUUAAAUAAAAAAAAUGUUUGUUUCUAUUUUUAAAAUUCGUCGUACUAUUACAUAUUAUUAUUAUUGCGAGUUUCUGUACAUUUUGGCCUGCACUUAUAAUAAUAUAAUAACACGUUUUACGAACGAUUUUUUUUGACAGCCGCUAUAUAGUACUAAUAUACAUGUAUAUAUAUAAUAAUUUAAUAAUAUAUUAUAUUGUAGUCCCGGGGGGAUCUGGCAGCAGCAUGCAUGUUGCAGUCUUAGAAAGAAAAAAAAAGAUUUCUCAAAAAUAAAAUAGCCUGAUCGAUAUACUAUUAUUUUUAAAAAAACUUAUAGUAUUAAAAAAAAAAAAAAAAAUAUUUUGAACCCAUGGGAGGCACCGUGGAAUAAUAAUAUGAUCCACCCUUUAAUGUGUAUACUAUCGCUAUAUUAUUAUAUGUAUUAUUUUACGGGUUUAUAUAAAUGAAAGUAGAUAUAGGUAUUAUGAGUAAAACGGUCUUAAUCGAUGAUAAAUCGCGUACAAUUCGCCUAGUUUUUUUAGUUUUUACCUAGUAGACGCAGGGUAUUAGCAAGUACGUAUAGGGUACCUAUACUCUCUUUAGUCUCUCUAUACAAUAACGACGUGUGUGUAUUACGUAUACACCACGCGUUAAUCUCGCCACAUCGUCCAGAAAUAUUAUAUUAUUGCCUAUAUACGUUAGGAUGGCGCUUAGUUAUAGGUGAAGAAAAAAAAAAUCAUAUUUUUGAAUUCUGAACACCUCGUUUUGUUCAUAAUUAUGAGAAAGUACUUUGAGAUAAAUUCGGUCAUGCUUGCUCACCCCAUUACUUCACGUGCCACAAGGGGAUUGAACAAUUGCAAAAUAGGGUUAAUGUGUCUUUUUUUUUUUUGAGUAUAUUCAAAAAACUAUGGAACUUAUCGUAAAAAUGUACAUAGUUUAAAUUACAGGUAUUUUUAUUUCGAAUAAAAAAUAUUAUACAACUUAUAUUACACGUGCAUACUGAUGUGUGUACAAUAUCAAAGGAUGGAAAAGUAGUCAUGAAAAUAUAAAAAUGUUGGAGAUCUACCGUCAACCGUGUCGGUAUAACGUAGAGAGCAUUAUUUAUUAUUAUAUUAUAAUAACAUGUACAGCUACGAUAUUCUGUAUAUUCGAGAAAAAGUGUAGCACACCUUAAAGGUCUUAUAAAGUAAUAAGUAUACAAAAUAUACGUACCUCUUUCAACUUUAGCUGUGUCUUGUAUAUAUAUAUACAUAUAUACGUAUGGUAUGUCCGGCUCUAAUAUAGCUCGAGUGUUCGACGUCUCUUCUCAAUCGUUUUAUGGAAAUUCAUAUUCUGCGUGCACCGAGGAAUGUACUAUUGGUUUUAUUACGAUGUGUGUUAUUAUUUUUUAUUUUUUGUGUCUGUAAAACAAGUUUUCCACCAGAAAUCUUGCUUCAAUCGUUAUAGUGAUUUUCGUGUAGCGUUUUCGAACCAGUUUGGUGCAUUGGAGAGCGGAGCGGGAAAUAUGUUGAUUUUACAAUGAUGUUUAUUUUCUUUUUAUCCGUGAACAACUUUUUCAACUCCUGCUCUGAUUUUCAAGUGCAGCACUUUUUCCGAAAGACAAUCUGACUGGGGUGUUACUUUAGAGAGGUCAUUUUUUGAUUUUUUGGGUUUUCAUAAUAAAUGGGAAAAACAGGAAAAUGUACGAAAUGUAUCGUUUUCAAAUCAUAAAUAUUACGGCCUUUAAAAACAUGAAUAAUCGUCGCGUACUGCAGAUAUACAAUACAUUUCCUCUCUACCUAUCCAGCCUAACAUCACCAACAACAGUCAAUGGCCCCCCCUAUCGUGCGAAAAAUGCCAGUUUGUUUUUUUUGAUUUACAGGUUACCACGGCAACAAGGGAAAAUUUGACUAAUCAAUAAUAAUUUCUUUGCUCAGAAUCGUUUUUAGUUAACAAUAGCUUAUCGUCGCGUACACACUACAGAUAUAUCUGCAUUAAAUUAUUCUAUCCCAUCUUCUCUUCCAACUUUCCCAACUUCCUUCACAAAACAGCGGCACACCCGUCAUCCAAUUAUAUAAUAUAUAUAUAUAUAUAUAUAUUUAAAUAACCGUCCGAUUUUUACCACGGUCUAUUCUGAAAUAUUAUAUUAUAUUACAUACGUAUGGAUAUACGCUAUAAUAACACAUAAAUUGUGCGGCUAUAGAUCCGUAUAAGUCUGUAUUGACAAUCGUGGCACGCUGUACAUACCUGCACACGUCGGCGUCAUCGAAAUGUCUUCUUUUUACAAUUUACGAGAUAAUAUCGAUGUUAGGUACAGACUGCUUAGACACAAUAUCGUAUAGACUAUAACCGCAGACCGCAUUGUUUACGAUUUACAACAUUUUUUAUACACACACUGAAUUUUAUUGCAGCGGUCCCUCGUUAUAAUAUUUUAUUUUUUAAUUUUUUUUUUCGUAACCGUAUAAUUCUGUAAAUAUUAUCAUUAUAAUGUACAGUGCGGCGCGGUGUUUAGAAAGUUCACGUAACACGUUCUGCUGCAAUCGGGGCAAUACCACAUAAAAUAAUAAGUAUAUUAUAUGUAUAUUAUGUUGAUGGUUUUCAAACUUUUUUCUUUACCCGCCCUGUUGCACAAUACAAUAACAUUACAGCUCGUUAUAUUAAUCGCGGACGAGAUUAUCUGAGCAAAACUUUUCUCUCUCUCUCUCUCUCUCUCUCACGGUUUUUAUAACAAUAAUUUACACGUCUUGCGCGUAAGAGUGUACCGGUUCAUACAAACUGAUUAUAUACCUGUACCUAAGGGCUAAUAUCGGAAUGUCAGAGAAUUCUUAACCUCUAGAACAUUUUAAAUAAUCGGUUUAAUAUAUUACGCGAGUAUAUUGAAGUUGGUACUACGAAGAGGUUAUUUUUCGAUUUUACUAUUAUUUUUCUAUUUGAAAGUGUCCAAUUUUAUUUCAUUGUUUAGUUUUUAUUCGGUUUUAUGUAAAAUCAAUGUUUUUGAUCAAAUUUCGGUGAAAAUCAUAAAAACCGCGACAUUUCACGUAUAAUAUUUUCCAAUUUAUGAUAUGAAUAAAAAUGUUUGGUCCAGCAAAAAUGCUAUUAAAUUAUACACAAUAAGGUUCAUGAUGCGUUUCGAAACGUAAAAAUAAGGUUGAACGGUAGAUAGAUAGUAAUUUUUGUUUCAUAAGCGUUUAAAAGUUCAAUAUUACUACGGAGAUUGCGAAAAUCGCGGCAUUUUAGAGCGGUUUACCCGAACUUCGCAGGGAAUCGUUUUUCGUUGGUCAAUAUGGCGUAUCGUCGCGUACAGAUAUAAAUCAAAUUACUUUACGUAUCCUGCAACUAUGCCUUCCCAACUUCUCGCAUACAACGGUGCAGGCACACACAUCAUCAGUUACGGCUCUUCUUUUACUAUUACUUAUGUCCGGGGGCACGGCAGGGCGCGAGAGGUGCACACGCACCGGACGCUAUGACCACAGGAGGUGCCGGUGAAAAUGUUUAAAGUUCCGUGCUUAAUUGAAUAUGUUUACUACAAACGUAUACGAGUGAACAACGGACACAGGUUUACCCUUUUUUUUUUUUUUUCUCUGUUCACUCGUCAGUACAUUUUUCUGGCACGGGGUGUCGAUUUUACUGGGCACGGUACUGUGUACACCUAUUGCAUACACCGACGUGUGCACGAAAUGCGUAGAUGUAAGUAAUAAUAUAGAGCAGUUUGAAAAAAAAAAAACUCCGCGCGUCUUUUGAAUACUGAACGGGGGGACGCGACACCGCCGCGGCUUUUACUCGUAUAUUUCGCGAGCGCGCGGAAUAGCAACGAGAUGCGAGAUACAAACAUCAGCCGAGACAUUUUUGUCGGGGGGGGGGUUCCGAUAUUUAUAUAUAUAUGUGUGUGUGUGUGUGUGUGUGUGUGUGCGUGCGUGUGUAACGUAUAUCACAUCAUAAAACAUAUCAAUACACGUGUAUGCCGACCGGCAAACCCGCGCACCGCACACGCCCGUGGUUUUCGCGGCGGUGCGCGCGGGCACAGCGAUCAACGAUCGACGCACCACGGCCGUCCCUACGCACCCGCCGAUAUAAUAUUUAUACGAGCCCGGCGUACGGUGCACGGUAGUUUCCGUUUUCGCGCGUUUCGCCGAUAGACGGAUACCCCCUGUACGCGUAAUGCUCGUAUAUUUUCAGAAAAAAAAAAAAAAAAAAAGCCGUAACACUCCUCGUGUAUAGCUAUCGUAUCCCGGGCUAUUUUCGUGGUAAAUAUUUACCGGGCGGGUGUCCGCGGGCGUGUAGGUACCGCGCGUGUUAUUAAUCCCCGAGGCCCCGAACACUUCCCUUUUCUCACGCAUAAUGUAUAGAUAUAUACGUAUAUCUACAACACCGUUACCUAACAUUCUCGUUUGUUAUUAUUAUUAUUAUUUUUUUUUUUUUUCCCCCGGAUUAUAUAACUCUGAAGUCCGAUCCCCCUACCCCGCCCCCGUACACACCGCGCGUGUAACGAUAUCGACGUGUUCGCCGACAAAAUAUUGUUACAGCCCGGAUACCGAACUCGGAUUCUCAAUAAUCCCGGGAAUAGCGAUGUGAUGAUUCAACCGGACGAAUACUGCCCCGCAUUUAAUAUCGGGCAUUGUGCCGUUCGAACGUUAACUGAAUAAAAACAAUUCGUAUAUAUAUAAAAUUGCGGCAUAAAAAAUUAAUAAAUAUGGUUAUUUUCUAAUGAAAAAAUACGUUAAAAGUAGGAACACGCGGUGUUAUAAUCGGUAAAAUUAUCAUUUCCCCCUCCAACCUCCCCCCCUCCCCCGACGACCACCAAACGGCUCAAAUUAAUCGGUGAACCCCGGAGUGUUGUAAAUACGUGUUAUAUAGUCGGAUACGAUUAUGGUUCUUGUAUUUUUUUGCUCCGGCUGUUUAUUUUUAUCAGUGAGAAUCUUGUUUAAGUGGAUCUUAUUCGGAUUUUCAAGUGCAGCACUUUUUCUGAAGGAAAACUGUAUCUAGUUGUUUUAUUGGGGCGUUGGUUUUUUUUACUUCAUUAUUUUUGAUUUCGUUUUUCGUUGUAAUUAGGUUUAAAACAACUGGAAAGACCUGAAAUGUUCACAGAAUACUUAUAACGGUCUUUUUCAUACCAAGAGAAAUUCUGGUGAUUUUUGAGUAAUUUACAGGCAUUUUCGAGUUUUUUAGUAUUUUGUUUUAUGCGAAUGAAAUUGUUUUAGCCAAACAUAAAAGCUAGCAAAUUUAUCACAAGGUUAGGUGAAAAUUGUACUUAUAGUGCUAAAAAAAUAAGAAAUUGAACGUAUUGUAGGAUUUUUUGAUUUUGAGAGGAACGAGGCAGGGCUUAUUCUAAGGAUUUUUAUCCACUGUCUAAAAUACACAGAAAAGUUUGGUUUUAUGAUAUGUAUAUAAACUUUAAUACUUACUCCCCCCCUCCAAAAAAAAAAAAAAAAAAAAAAUGUAUAGAAGAAAAUGAAAUCGAAAAAUACAAUGAAUGUACUGCGGAAAAACACGACACAACCGCGGCGUCCGAAUCGCGUUGUGUGUAACCAGUUUUAGGUGCAAGAUAGAUUAAUAAAUUAUACAAAUGCCGAGUGGAAAUGCAAUCACUCUCAACGAUAAGGAAAAUUACGUACGUCAGGUAUCUCUAUCCGUUUUCCAUAAGAUUGAUAGGCGUGUAAUCCACUUUUGUCCCCUUGGCCAUUACUGUUGUUUUCUAUACGGAAUUGGUCGUAUGAAAAAAAAAAAAAUAUUGUAAACCGGCAGUGGUUCGUAAAAUAUUAUCAUUGGACCGUCGCGCCGUCGCCGGCGACUAACGAAAAUACGCGAAACAACAAUACGACCACAGCGUUAGGCUACUUUUUUGUGAUUACCGGGCGCGCGACACAUACUCGCUGAUAACAAGAUCGAUAACAGCCGCCGCGUACGGUAGUUUGUUGUUAUUUUGGUUUCGUCCGAUGGAUUACGUAGUGUUUUUUUUUUCGUUACUGUUUUUCCAAUUUGUUGGCAUUUUUUAAAUUAUAAUAUUUAUGUUUUACGCUAUAGGCGUGCAGUUUAAAUUUCUAUCGGCUUCUACCACCGCCGUUCACACACGACCGUCCGCCACGGCCGUAACCGACCCGUGUCGAACCGUACUCGUAAUUUUAUCAAGUGCAUACCUAUUGUUAUUAUUUUUCGUUUUUCACCGUUUCGAAAAUAAUGGCAAACCGUCGUUGUCGGUGAAUCCGUCACGAAUACUCCGUCCGAUUUCCCGACGACAAACACUCGUCGAUGGCGAUUCACGGCACACUGUUCGCAAUUAAAAAUAUUAGAUUGUUGAUACAUAAUAUGUUAUCCGCCGGUCACUCAGUCGCGAGAAAGAAAUAAUAUUCCACAAUAUGUGAGUACGCACCAUUUGUAUCGUUCGGAUUUUGAAACAUUGAAUGUAAAAAAUACUCGUCGUCAAAUGUAUCUGCUGUUUCAUGUUUUAGUUUGUUUGAUAUGAUUAUGCAGCACUAUUAAAUAACUGAUCGUUGUUCGUGUGCAGACCCACACCCGAGGACUCAUAUUUUAAUUUUUUUUGUAAUUUUAUCUUAGUAAACAUGUUUAUUUUGUUAGGUACUAUAUAGUUUGACUCAAAAAAUUAAUUUGGCAAACCAUUUUGCAUAAGAGUUUUUAAUUUGUAGCAAUUGUUUUUCCAUGAUUGUUUGGCACAUCUUUUUCAUGAUCCGAGUUGUAGACGACAAGUACACAAAUACGUUACUGUAUUGAAUAACGACCGAGAAUUAAUUAAAAACUUCAAUUUUUUUUAAAUAUUUCUAAUGAAACUUACCUGUCUACAUUCCAAACGUAUUUGGGUUUGAAAAAUAUUUAUGUUAAAUUUAAAAAUAUUGUUAUCUUGUAACUAUACUUUAUUAUAUAUACAUAUAAUUAGACGAAUAUAUAUAUUGUCAUAAAAAAAAAAAAAAAAACACGACCUUUAGAAUUAUUAUUAAAUAGAUUUUAUAUUUUUAUCAUAUUUGAUAUGAUUUCUGUAGACAGUUAUUUAUUUAUUCGGUUUUUUUUUAAUACCCAAAACCAACACAAUACACAACUCCCUUUUAUUAUCGUUACUUUUUUUUCUUUUUAAUAUUAUGCAUUUUGAUAUAUGUUUAUAGUAAAUUGUUAAGUCAAUAUUGAAUUAUUUUAUAAUCUUAUUAUUUAUUAGAUAUUCUACAUUUUAACAGGUUGUUUAGUAGGUACUCAAGUCUGUCUCUAUAUUAUAUGUCUAUAAAAUGUUAAAACAAUAACAAAACAAAUUUUUUAUUUUCUAUUUUACAAUAUUCAUUGUAUUAUUACUAUAAUAUUAUAUUAUCUUUUACUAUUAUUAUUUCAUAAAGGUACACAAUGUACUUACAUUCAUUAUUGUAUACAAACAUAUUAAAAUCUUUCUCUAAAAUGUAUUCUUAAUAUUAUAAUAAUAUAUAUGCGUGCCCAUGUGUUACAUCACUCAUAUUAUUUUGUAUGAAGUGUAAAAAAUAUAUUUCUUUGGUAAUGACACAGGUAUUUAGUUUUAUUGCGCACAUAGACCGUAUUAGUAAAAAUAAUAUUAUAAGCUUUAAAAUAUAUUACAUCGAAAAUCUGCCUCGACCUUAAUUGCUCUUUAAUUUGCUGCCUACUUAAAUACCCAUUAAUUUGUUUUUGCAUACUGUAGUAGUAUAGUGUACGUGUACCUAGUCAACUAUGAUUAAUUAAUCAUAGUUACCUACUUGCUCAUUUGUUCAAUAGUCCAUAUGAGCAUAACGUGAACACCACGGCCUAUCGGUCGCAAUGACAAAGAAAUUUGAGUUCAAUUGGCAGAUCCCAGUUCCCGAUGUGUUGCUACAAGGAUGCGUGUUUGACCGUUGGUCCGAAGAAAAAGAUAAUGUGGAAAUUGAAUAUGGCUGUACAUUCAAGGUGGACGAAUAUGGAUUUUUUAUUUACUGGAAGAGUGAAAAUCGGGUAAGUUGUAUUAAUAUAUAUAUAUAUAUAUAUAAUUUUAUUUUCAUUAUAUUUAUUUAUAUGUAUUAUUUAAUUAUAUAUAUAUAUUUUUUUUUUUUUUAUUCCAGGACGGAGAUGUCAUUGAAUUGUGCCAAGUCAGUGAUAUACGCUCAGGAGGAUUACCAAAAGUAAUUGUUUUUAUAAAAAUAAAAAUGUUGGCUUUAAAACUUUAUGUUCCCUUAUGAAACCAGAUAUGUUUUCUUUUGUAAAUUUUGGCUCAGUUUUUUUUUCUAAAUGUUGGACAUUUAUAAUGCUUUUCCAGGACACUAGACAACAACAGCAGUUGAUAAAUAAACACGGCGAUACCUUGGAAGAGAAAUCUUUAACAAUAUGCAGUAACACAGAUUACAUCAACAUAAAUUAUCAACAUGUUAUUUGCCCAGAUGCUGCCACAGCCAAAGUAAACAAUAGUGCAUCCAACACUAUAAUAUUAUAUUCUUAUGUUAUAUACACACACACACAUUUAAAUAAUUUAAAAAAUAUGCUAAACUGAAUAAUAUGCAUGUCCAUUUAAAACAUAAUUUACACUCGCGUGCAACUAAAUUGACUCACUCACAAAAAGGGAUAUUUUAUUGACAAAAAAGAAUGGGUACUUACAGUUAUAAUAUCAUAUUAGCUGUUAACUUUUUAGGCUUCAAUCAAUAGUUUUUAAUUUAAUUGAAGUUUAGCAUGUUCACGGUUGCAUCAUUCACCAUACAGAAAUACUAUUUCAAUAGGAAAGAAGAAAGGGAAGUUUUUAGUUUUUACAUGUUUGAUUCGCAUAAUACAUUUUUUGUUUUUAUUAAUACAUGAUAAUUAUAUUCAUUCUAAUAAUAUUUUCAAUUUCCAUAAGAAAAUCAUUACAGUUAAACCACAAAUACAUUUGUUUUAUUUCCUCUAAAUUAAUGUUAAUAAAUUCCAUGUUGCUGAUUUUCUGUACAUAAUAUAUUUAUAUAUUUUAUUAAACUUAUAUUUCAUGUUGGUUUGAAAUUAAAUAUUUUUCUUAAGGUUGACAAAACUAAGUAUGAUUAAUAAUUUUUUUCGCCCUUUUGAAUUUAAAAUCUUGCGCAAAAAUAAUCCCAUUAUUAACUAUAAGUAUAUCUAUCAGUAAAUACAGUUAUUUAUCAUUAUUAUUUUAAUUAAUAGUUAAUUAGUUAAUGUUUAGUAAAAUUAUUAUUUUUAUUAAAAAUUGAAUCAAAUUUAUAUUAAAUAUCAAAUAAUUAUGUAUUCUUAUGUAUGUAUUAAUUUAUUGUUUUUAUAAAGCAAUGGCAAGAAGGUCUUCGAAAGAUAACCCACAACAACAAGAUGAACAAUGUAUGUGUACGAACCAAUCUCAUGAAACAGUGCGUUAUUUUCAUUAUAUAUAAAAAGACAAAAUAUUUUGAUUUCAAUUAACAUUUAUUUCAUCAUAGUUGGAUGAGAUUAGGCAUGUUGGUUGAUCCAAAAGGGAAAGUUCCUGUAAAAGUAAUUGCCAGAACCUUUGCUUCGGGUAAAACUGAAAAAAUGGUUUACCAGUGUUUGGCUGAUCUCAACCUUCCUAGUGGAAAAGUAUAAUAAAAACAUGGAAUAUUAAAUAUUAUAUUUAUGUUUUUUUUUAAAAAAAAAUUAUAUUUAUAUUUUAGAAUGAUACUAUUGAGCCAUCAGACUUUACAUUUGAUAAAUUUUAUGAAUUGUACCACAAAAUAUGUCCUAGAAAUGAUAUUGAAGAGCUGUUUCAAUCAAUGUAAGUAUUAGGCAUUCAAAUUACUGUUUGUUUUUGAUUAUAAUAAUUCAAUCUAAAGUAUUCAACAAUAGCAAUACUUUUCAAUCAAAUUAUAAUUUAGAAAAAAAAAAUAAUAAAUAGAAACUUGUGUUAUAUUUGUAUUAAAUUAUAAUAAAAUAUUAGUUUCAGAAAGCUACUGAGAAAAUAAAGGUUAGGUUUUUAAUUGAAUUUAUGCCAAUUUGAUCUAUUUUGUAUAAUUUAAGACCUGAAGAUCCUAAAACUCUGGUUGAUAAAUACCUUACUCAGCGAUGAUUAUAACAUAUUAAAUAAAAAAAAAUACUUUUAAAUAUUGUCUUUUUUGAUGUAUAAGGUAUCAUAUUUCAUAAUAUAAAAUUGUAUUUUUUAGUACUCAAGGUAAAGCUGAUAACAUCAGUUUGGAUCAAUUCAUCACGUUCCUAAAUGAAAAACAACGGGAUCCUCGUCUGAAUGAGAUUUUGUACCCUUUGUAUGAUGAAAAAAGAGCAAUAGAAAUUAUCAAUGACUAUGAGCCAUCAGAAGAGGUGAAGAAUGAAAGUAAGAAAUUUGUUGUUUUUCUAUAAAAGUACAAUAAUUUUGUAAUAUUUAGGAAAUAUUAUUAUUAUACUUAUAUAGUUUUUUAUACUUUUUUAAAAAAUUUAAAAAAAAUCUGAAAUUUAAUAUUAUUCAAAGUAGGUUUACAUUUUUAUUUUAUUAUUGAACAUUUUUACUAGUUGAAUUCCAUAAUAUUCAAAACAUAUACCAUAUACUAUUACAAAAAUUCAAUUACUUGUUUUAAAGAAAAUUUCAAAAACUCUGAUCUAAAUUGUUUUUAGAAUGGUAUGAUAAUCACCUUCGAAUGUAUUAUGAUAAUCUUUAACUCGAAUCACUCAAGUGGACUAUCUUAUUUCAAGGUAUUAUUAUUUUGUUGCAUGUGAUUUACAUCUAAUAUUUUCAAUUUUUCUUUUUAUUUUAAUAAAUUAAUGGUUUUUUUUUUUUAUCAGUGAAAGAAUUUAAAAUAUUGAAAUACUUUUUUUUUGUAUAAUUUAUUGUACAGUUUUAUUAUGAAUUUGGUUUAAUAAUUAGAAUCUACAGCACAUAAAUAAUGUUUUGAUCAGGUUUCUUAUUAGUCAAUUUUAUAGUAUGUAAUACUAUGGUUAUGGUUUCUGACUUAGCCUAGGUUUGUGAAAACAAAACUCAAAAAUGUAUUGUACAACAAAUUAAUUUCUCUACUAUUCAAAGAACCAUAUAGAUUUUUAGCUGAUAUACAUGAUAUAAACAAAUUAUUGUUGGCAACAUUGUUAUCCUCAGUGGUGUGUACAGGGGGAGAGGUUAGAAGUUAUAUCCCUGUCCAUUGACUUAAAAAUACAACUAUGAGUAUUUAUUUGGUAAUAUUAUCUUAAGUUACUAGGAAUAAUAAUUUAUCUAUUAAAAGAAAUAAAUGGCUGUUUUAAAAUGUUCAUUGUCGAGUUAGAUUACAACAAAAGAAACAUUAUAAUCAGAAGAAGUUUUUUGUUUAUAUUUGAUUACCAUGUGAUAUUGUUGUCCUUUUUUAAAAAUUGAAAUAUUGUUAUUCUUAUCUACUGAUCUUUAAUUUUUAAAAAUGUUAAUACUUUUUUUUAGAACAUUUGUCUAAAGAAGGUCUUAUCCGAUAUUUAAUGUCUGAUGAAAAUGCACCAGUAUUUUUGGAUCGAUUAGAUUUCUAUAUGGAUAUGGAUCAACCUUUAGCUCAUUAUUAUAUCAAUUCCUCACACAACACUUAUUUGUCUGGACGACAAUUUGGCGGCAAGUCUAGUGUUGAAAUGUACCGACAGACACUUUUGGCUGGAUGCAGGUAAGUUUGUUUGGUAGUAAAUCAUUUGUUUCAAAUUCUGUUGAUUUUUCUCAUACAUAUUUUAAAAUAUCCUUAGAUGUGUUGAACUUGAUUGCUGGGAUGGUAAAGGUGAAGAGGAAGAACCUAUUAUUACCCAUGGAAAAGCUAUGUGUACAGAUAUUCUGUUUAAGGUAUGAUUAUUAUUUUUUGUUGUGUAUCAAAGCAUAAUUAAUGCUUUUUUCAAUGAUACUUAGGAUGUAAUUUAUGCAAUUCGAGAUACAGCAUUUGUUACAUCUGACUUUCCAAUUAUAUUGUCAUUUGAAAAUCAUUGUUGUAAAAGUCAACAGUACAAACUUGCCAAAUAUUGUGAUGAAAUUCUUGGAGAUUUAUUGAUGAGAGAAUGUUUACCAGAUUAUCCAGUAAGUAAAUAAUGACAUAAAAUUUAAUAAUCUUUUGUGUAAACAUUUUUUUUUUCUUAUAAGUGUGAUGCGGGUGUUGUAUUGCCACCACCUUCGAUGUUGAAAAGGAAAAUCAUGAUAAAAAAUAAACGUUUGAAACCAGAAGUUGAAAAGAGUGAGCUCGAACUAUUUAGGAAAGGACAGUUUGUCAUUGAAGAUGAAGAAAAAGAGGAUGCAACUGCAGUAACUGCAAAUCCUCCAGAAGAAAAAAAGGUUAAUUGGAACACUGAUUAUUUAUGCAAAAAUAUUAUAUUUUAAUAUAAAUUACGUUUGUAUGAUUCCUUAGGUAGAAGUACCUGAUGCUGGAACAGGUACAGAAGGGGCCGAGGCUCCACCACCAAUACAAUAUACUGGAUCAACUACAAAUGUACAUCCUUGGUUAUCCUCAAUGGUGAAUUAUGCUCAACCAAUCAAGUUUCAGGGUUUUGAUGUAGCUGAAAGUAAGUCUUCAAAUGUAAUAUUUGUGUUUCCUGGUCAACAUUCUAGCAUAUUUUUGGUUUUAGAAAAAAACAUUCAUCAUAACAUGAGUUCGUUUGCUGAAAACACUGGUCUGGGUUAUUUAAAAUCUCAAGCCAUCGAAUUUGUUAACUACAAUAAAAGACAAAUGAGCCGUAUUUAUCCAAAAGGAACACGCGCCGACUCAUCUAAUUAUAUGCCCCAAGUACAAAAAUAGCUUUAUUGUAAUAUAAAUAUUUAAAACUUACCAAAAAAUACAUGAGAAAUUGUUAACCAAAAGUUCUUAAUUUCAAUAGAAAAAUUAUUUUAUUUUAAUAGGUUUUCUGGAAUGCUGGUUGUCAAAUGGUGUCUUUGAAUUUUCAAACUGCAGAUUUACCUAUGCAGCUCAAUCAAGGAAAAUUUGAAUACAACGGAAACUGUGGAUACCUAUUGAAACCAGAUUUCAUGCGCAGAGCAGACCGUAGCUUUGACCCAUUUGCAGAAUCUCCUGUGGAUGGUGUGAUUGCUGCCCAGUGUUCAGUUCAAGUGAUAGCUGGCCAAUUUCUGUCAGACAAGAAGGUUGGCACUUAUGUUGAAGUUGACAUGUAUGGUCUUCCUACAGACACUAUCCGUAAAGAAUUCCGUACUAGAAUGGUGCCUAGUAACGGCUUGAAUCCAGUGUACAACGAAGAACCAUUUUUGUUUAGAAAGGUACUUUCAGUCACGCAAUUUAAUGCCAAUAGUAUAAAUAUAAAUUUUUUUUUUUUUUUCAGGUCGUAUUACCCGAUUUAGCAGUACUGAGGAUCGGUGUUUAUGAAGAAAAUGGAAAACUUUUGGGACAGAGAAUCCUACCUUUAGAUGGUCUACAGGCUGGCUACCGGCAUAUAUCUCUGAGAUCGGAAGCGAAUUUCCCAAUGGCUCUUCCAAUGUUAUUUUGUAACAUUGAAUUGAAAAUUUAUGUUCCUGAUGGUUUUGAAGGUUUGAAAAAAAAAAUGUAUUUAUUGCAUUAUCUUAAACAAUUUCAUUUGUGAUUUUAUGAUAUGUUAAGCUGGACAUAGUAUAAAAUUAGUUUUGGGCUACUAUGCCUAAUUUUUGCUAUUGAUUUUUAUGGUUUUUAGAAAUUCAUAUUCUGUCAAACUUUAACUUUUUUUAUCUGUUUUACUUAUUAAUUUAUAUCUUCUGUAAAGUAUCUUAUGUAUUCUAUACUGUACCAUCUUACAAUUUAUAAAAGGGUUUCUGCUCAUUUAUACAAUAAAUAAAUAAAUAAAGUACAAUCUUUAACAAAAAUAUUACUCAUUCUAAUAUUAAUAUAAUUAAUUUUUCAAUGGCCAUUGUAGUGACAAAUUAUGUAUGUAUUCUUUGUCAUGUUUUAAUCUUGUUCUUUUGAUUUUUCUAUAGAAUAUCAAUAAUACAUUUUGAUGGUAGUAUUCUUUUUAAAUUAUGAUCUUCUUAUAGAUUUCAUGGCUGCUUUGUCUGAUCCAAGAGCAUUUUUGUCAGCGCAGGAAAAACGUAUGCACCAAAUGAAAGCAAUGGGUAUUGAAGAAACCGAUAUAAACACUAAAGAUAUUUUAUCUGGUAGUGGGGACGGUGAAAAGACUGGUAAAAAAGGAAGCAAAAACAAAAAGUCUGAAGAACCCAAGAAAGGUAAAGUCAACAAUUAUUAUUAUUUUGAAUUGAAAGUUUGGAAUAAUAAAGUUUUGUUGUAGAGGAAGAACUGAAAUUUGAAAAUAUUAACCUUGAGUACCUCAGAAAUGAUAAGGGAUUUCAAAAAGCAAGAAGGAAGCAAGAAAAGGAAUUGGAAACAUUGCGUAAACGUCAAGCAAAGGAAAAGGCUGCUAUACAAAAACAACAGUGUACAUCUGUUGAAAAAGCUGUUAAAGGCAAAGAGUAAGUAAUAUUGAUAAACAUAUUAUUGAAGAAUAAGUCAAGUAUUAAGUUUUUCAUUGCGUUUUUAGUAAAACUGAAGUUCUUCAUGAUGGUGGUGUUAAAAGAUUGGUUAACGAGCAAAUGACUCAGUGGUCUGAGAUGGUUGAACGCCACAGGCGAGAAAAAUGGGCACUGCAAAAAACACAAGCUACUGAGCAGCAAGAUGCUCUUGUAAAACUUAUGGAGUCUCUUCAAGCCACACAAAUGAAACAGUUGGAAGUCCGACAUGAAAAGUAAAAUUUAUAUGCCACUGUGCUUGUAGACUUUGUUUUAAAUUUGAUGGAUAAUAUUAUUAUAAUUGUUCACAGAGAUUUAAAGGAGAUGAACACCAGACAAGCGAAAAUAUCAGUGGAAGUAAUGAAAGAGGUAAUGAAUGAUAAGACACUGAAAACCAAAGGCGAUAAAGACAGACGACUGAGAGAAAAGAAACAAAACAACACAAAGAAAUUUAUGGACGAAAGAAAACACGCUCAGGUAAAUUCUAUUCAAUUUGUAAAAUAAAAUAAUAUAGUAUUGUAUAUUCCAAUUACUUUUUUAUUACAAUAUAAAUUUACAUAAAUUACAAUAUAAAUACUAAACUCUUGUUUACAGAUCAAGCAAGCUAAAGACAAGGACAAGUUGCAGGCAAAGCACGAAAAGCAAAAACAAGAGUUGAUCAAGGAAAUAAAUAAUGUAUGUAUUUAUAUAAACUCGUGUAAACUCAACUUAUUGUUGUUUUUUCAUAUAAUACUAGAUAUUCGAUCUAUACGUUUUAGCUUUUGGAGAUGUACAAGAACGAGGAGAUAGAGUACGAACUGAGCAACAAGAAUGAAUUUUUCGUAUGA